This is a messenger RNA of Xyrichtys novacula (pearly razorfish), 50987 nucleotides long. NCBI's taxonomy places the organism in Eukaryota, Metazoa, Chordata, Actinopteri, Labriformes, Labridae. The record is from the annotation of a GenBank genome assembly.
AUGUCAGUCCAGGUUGUGGCAGCGAAAAUGGCAGAGGUCGAACUCAAAGACGUCCCCACCGGCAAAGACUUACCGGCUGACUCUCCUCUGACACCGACCUCAGAGGGCAAGAACAUCGCCAGGAACGAACCGCACGAGGCCGGUUCCUCUGCGGCUGCUUCCCCUACAGCGGAGUCGUCCGCGAAAGCCGGGGAAGGUUUGCUCACCCCGAACCCCGCGAAGAUGCCGCAGGCGUCGGCAAUGAAGCGGUCGGAUCCGCAGCAGAACGGCGGAGAGGCUUUUGUCAAUCGUGACGGUACCGUCGCUGAAGCCCCACGGAUGAAGAAGGUGAGUGGGACAACAUUUUACUCUGAUAGCUGACAAAUCCUCGGUGAUAUUGGACCACCUCUAAGCACCUCUCUCCGCAAUGAGAGCUCGCAUGGUUAGAGCUGGCAUUGUGUGGCGAUGCUAACAGGCUAACUGGUCUCAAAGCUGAUUCAACUGAGUCAGCUAAUGUUUUAAAUUAUGGUCCUCGGUGCAAAUAACAACAUAUGGUGCGUUGCAAUGACUUAACUCUGUCUGAAUGGCGGUUUCCUCAAAGCUGGCACAGCAAAAAAUUAAAGACAUGAACCCAGUGGAUGCAAGAAAGUACCCAACUCUUUCUACAAGUUUAGGAGAGGGGAAAGAAGAGAGUUAAAUUCAUCUUUUUGGGAGAUUUGUAUAAUUAUCAUUGAGCCAUUUCAUGCCCACAGAUAACACAUAAACCCUCGCAGCAUGUACUGUGUAUAAAAUCAUUAUUGUCAGUCUAACCUGCUGUCACAUUGGCAUUAUUAGAUAGCAAUUCUGCUUGGUCAACAACUUGACAAUAUGGUCACUUGUAGUUUCAGGACACGUGGUGCCAUGUUGCAGAGGAGAGCCUGCAAAUUAUAUAGGUUUGGUUUUCAUUGGGGGGUUCAUUUGUGUUAUUAUAGAGUGGGGUCUGCAACAGUAAAGUAGUAUAAACAUUACAGAGAAGGAUGAUCAUGAUCGUGCCAGUGUGUUUCCCCAGGAGUUCAUGCUCUCCUGGGUUAGUUCACAUAAUGUUAUCAUCACGCUUGACCUCAGAUUUGUGUACUAUACAAGUCCCAGGUUUAGGUACAUGCAAAGCUAUAUUUAGUUAGGCUAUUCAAGUGCCACCCAAAGUGUGUGAUCUAACUUAGACAAAACAGUAGUCAGUAAUCCAUGACCCUGGGGCACUCCUGUCACCUAGUUUUCCCAAGCCUGAUUUAGCCUUUAUGACACCCACGCUCAAGAGACGGGAGUUCCUGCUCUUGUAGCUUAAAUCAGAGGUCAGACCCGAGUUAGCAUGGAUUUUUCUUGGAGAGCAAUAAUCUAAACAGCUGCUCGGCUGUGGUUGGCCUUAUCUUUCAGCGCCACAUGAAGUCCUGAUUAAGCGGCGGAUCUUGAGCAAAGUGCAAAGAAAACACUGUUUUUGAUGAGUAAUGCUCAGAGGAACUUCAGCCUCUGUUCCUCACGUCAGAACUGUUUUUAGGAGUUGACAAUGAUUUGUAGCCUGCGGUCUUUGUGAUGCACUUUAUCAGAGGUAGUCAGAUUCAGGAAUUGAUUUUAGAUAUGUGUAUGGUGAGACUCGCUCUGGUAUAUUGACUUCCUGCAGGCUUGUGGUCUUAACUAGCACAGUGUGUAAAAGGUUGCUUUCGAAAUGGGCUGUAUUCAUCGGUUCGACAGUUUCUGCUCCUCCCUGUGGGAUUAAUGCAGAAUACUUGUUUGGUGUGUUUUCACAAUAAACCAUUGAGAUGGAAAGCUAAAAGGUGAAGCUGACGCUAAGGUGAAACCAAUGGACAGAACAAGUCGGAUGGGAUGCCCUUGCUGUCACCCACACCUUCGACUACGUCACCCUAAUCCCAUAAUAUAACCUUUAAGGAACCACCAACAAGAGACCCAAAGUGAGAGCUCAGCUCAACAUCGCAGUGUGAGAAUGGACUGCGCACCAACAGCAGCACAGACCAGAUGGCUUUUCAUACCUCACUCUUUUACAGUGAGCAGGCACAUGGAAGGACUGGGCCCGCUGGCUGAACCACAAUUGGGGGACAGCCAAAAACCGGACGUGCUGGACAGUAACUGCCACAUCUGGAUGGUCCAGGAGACUAGAUUUGCAUACAGGACAAUGGUACAGAAGGUUAACACCCAGGAUGCUUUAUGUUGGUAUAAUUACUAGAAAUAUAAUCAGUGGGAGUUUGUUGUUUAGUAUCUGUUGAAAUCUAUAUGUCUACGCUUGUUGUGUCUUCAACAGGUGAAGUUGUAGAAUAUCUCCUAGAGCAGUGGUUCUCAAGUCCAGUCCUCGAGGCCCACUGUCCUGCAUGUUUUGGAUGUUUCCCUGCUCCAACACACCUGAUUUAAAUGAUCAGCUCGUUAUUAAGCCAGUACAGAGCUUGAUAACGAGCUGAUCAUUUGAAUCAGGUGUGUUGGAGCAGGGAAAUAUCCAAAACAUGCAGGGCAGUGGGUCUCGAGGACUGGACUUGAGAACCACUGUCCUAGAGUACCAACAGAGUUGUUUUUAUUGGUAUUCUAAUAUUCUCGAAUGCAAGCUGGUACUUUGAAGGUGUGUUAAUGGCUUGCUAUUUUGAAUUUCUUUGGGACCAGGUGUAGAUAAUCUUUUUGACAGUCAAAAGAAUUCAAACAAUGCUCUUGUCAUAGGUGGAAAUGAUUUAAUGUAAGGCUGAUGUUUACGAAAAGCCUGUAUAAUCCAUUGUAAUUAGGAGAGAUUGCAUGUUAAAGUAAAAGGAAACUGGAUGACAGCAAUUAUUCUAACCAGAGAGGCAGGCUCUCUGAGCUCUCAGGGUCGAAGGCUUUCUAUUUUCCAAUCAUGCUAAUGCAAAGACCACUGGUUGGUUAAUAUAAAGGAAGAGAUACAUUCAUACUUGUACUCUAUAUAUAUUAAUACAAGUGCUUUAUCAGUGGGAUCAACCUUUUGUAGGGAAUGUCCAACUGGGACAGAAGGUUGCCUUCAGCCUAUUUAUAGAUCACACAGUGUAGUGGGUCCUAUAGCACAAUGCAUUAUAGAUAUACGACCACAGCCUGGCCAUACGCAUCUGCUGUAGUCUGCCUGCCCUGUGCAGCAAAGUGUAAGCGAAGCAGUGAGGCUGAUGCAGUGAUGCAGGCAGGCAGCAGUGUUGACUGAGAGAGUGACUGGAUGACUGACUGGCAUUUAAUCCUUCAUCAUGUCGUCACAUGAGGGGAUUAAAAAGCCAGCUCUCAGUCGUAGGUGGGUCCAGAUGUAGGCUUUUUUUUCUCGCCAGUGAUGAGUUUCAUCAUAGCACGGCGUUAGUCACGAAUAUCUCCGGCUUCCGGGAAGUCCAGGGUGAUACCUCCAGCUUGGAGUAAUGAAGUCUAGUACAGAGCUUUACAGGCCGCAGGAGAGUUUGCGGCUUUUAGCAGGGGCUACAAGAUGGAAUGAAAAUCUACCAUGUUGACGAUAAGUGUUCAUACAUUGAUGUGAAUGCAUGGCAGUGAGAAAUGCAAACUCAGGUGUGAGACACAGUCUGUGCCUUUUCUCUGUUUCCUAUUUGCUACACAUAAGUUGUAUUUGUGACAAGUUAAAGCUCUUAAAUUCAUUGUUAUUCCUAAAAUCAAGAAUAAAUAAUAUCAUACACACUCUGUGGACUACCAUAAUGAUAGAGUGCCGACGUUAUUCAAACACUUGGAUGCAUUUUUAUGUUAGUUGUUUGUUUUCUCAUCUUGAAGACUAAGAUAUAGAUCAAUAUUUCCACUUUGUGUAAUUCUAUUGAUGAUCACUUAUUGACGUGCUACUCCAUAUUGAUGUUAUUAAACAGAACUACGACUUGUCCUUCAUUAAUGUCCUCUCCAUCCUCCAAUGGUGCCAGCUGACACGCAACUGAUGGCUAUAAUCCUGAUGCUAACCAGUCAAAUUUUAGCUUGGAUUUCAUCUGAUCGGCCAAAUGGUGUACAUGCAUGGUCUAGUAUGGAUUCAAGGUUGCAUCUCAUAGGACUAAUAUUUGCAGACACAAUGUGAAUAUAGUGUACAUAUUACGGGUGUCCUGAUACCAUAUUGAUAUCGGUCCGAUAUUAGCAAAAAGUGAAUAUCGGAUUAUACCUGCCCGCAUUUAAAAUCUCCGAUAUCAGCACUCCAAUACAAGCAGUCCAUUCCAGACUCUGCUCUGGCACCUCUGUCUGAUCCAGCAAGCUGAGCCCACAAAAUCACAACAACUGUGUGUACUAAGGUACUAACAAAGUAGCAAGGAGUAGGAGUGAUGUCGGCUGUGUGGCAGUAUUUUUCGUUAAAGUCCGAAAAAGACAUUGCAGCUGAGUGAAAAACUCAUCAUGCACAAGUUGUGUCAAUAUCAGAUCAAUAUCGGUAUCGGUCAGUAUUGAAGGCUACAAUAUCGGUAUUGUAUUGGUAGUGAAAAAGUUGUAUCAGGAGUACAUAUACAUUAAAUGUUCCUUACUCAUCACAGUUCAGACUUACAUUCGUACUGAGUUUAAUUCCCAGCCAAUGAAUUCUAACAGGUCUCAUUUGAAUUCACAGUGAGCACUUGUCUGGCUGUACUGCAGCCUUGUUUUAGGACGUUUUAUCCGUGAGUCCACUGACCAAACACAGAGUUUUCCACUCAUAAAUUUGUAAACCACUUGUGAACAGCUUGUGAAUCUUGGAAAAAAAAUAAAAACGGGACUUCCCAGCAAUGUUUUCAUAGUUGUGCAGUGACCAGUCUGAAGACUCUGCAGCACAGUUGCUUCACGAGGUCAUCCCUUUUGAGCUAAUGUUAUGUCAUCCAGUAAGCUGGUGUUCCUGGUAACGCUCACUGCUAAACAGGCUUAAACUGGCCUGUGGCUGCUCUACUUGAGCGGAGGACUCUUCGUGGAAUACUAGGUAAUGGAUCCAGAAAGAUAGUCAGGGUUUGAAUCGGUGCGUCACUCUCCCCUGACUAUAUCUGCUGUUGCAUCAGUUCUCCUUACUCCAAUUUAGUGGCCUAUUUAAAGCCUCUUUCAAAACUCCUGUUGUAUUGAAUUCAGUAUUGUAGCCACAACAGCAUUUUUUUUUUUAAUCCAAGCAAGCAGGUGAAAUUUGUAUGUUUUAAAACUAAAGACAAGAAAAUAAAUAUACCCAGUUAUCCUUUUAGAGCUGAAUGCUAAGACUCCAGAUUGUAGUUUGCCCAUAAGUUCCCCUAACAAUCUUCUGAGCACACAUAGUUUGGUUGCAAAUGUUGAGGAGUCACUGCUCUAUGGGUUGCUGUCCUCAUACAGGAUCACUGAGUGUCUCCCUCAGACAGCCUCUGACUCAAUAGAGAUCAUGUAAUUCUCUUUACCAGACUCUGUUUUAUAUGUGAGUCAACUCCCAGACUGAGCUGGUCUCUUGUGUGUGCUCAAGUCUGUGCACUUUACUGAUCAGAAGUAUUUCUGCAGGGGAUCCUGCUUUCCUUUUUUGCACUCAAAUGUCGUCAUAGCGUAAUCCUGCUUUCGGCAUGAACUAAUGCAUUUUGAGAACACUUAGGUUAUGCCCAUAAAUCAUCGAGAUAAAAUCAAUCCUGGCUCAGACUGUGUUUCACCUCCUGCAGCUUUGGUCAAGGGGAGCAACAGAGGAUGCAGGGUUUCUGAAACGGCACCUCCCAAGGUCAUGAUGUAAGAGGCUGACAUAUGUUGUAAAAUAAAAACCCAGACCUGUUGCCCCUCUCAGCACUGUCUUAAGUGUCUGUAAUUUUAGUGCAAAAUGCCAUUCUCAAUCUAGUCAGAAGGCCAAAAGAUGUACAGACUAGAGCAUAAAGAGAGAGACACAUAAGUCACAGUGUGGCAUAUGUGGUUUCACUUCACGUACUCAGCCUCUGCCGGCCUAAACAUUCCUUUGCUGUGUGUUGACUGGGAGAAUGUGAAACCAUGGUGUAAAAUCUGACAAAUGGCCUGAGAAACAGUCAAGGGCUAUUGUCCUUGUUCCCUUUCUCCUCCCAUAAAUGUCAAGAUUUACAGAAAAAUAGACUUUCCAUGUGAUGUGAGGUGGUCUAAAUGAGUUCAUAACUCCCAACCUCCUGUUUAGGUCACAGACGAUUCAUGCUGAGAACAUCAGACCUACCAGGGAUAAAAGGAUAAGAGAUCUUGCAAAUGAAUUAAUAAUCUCAGUUAGAUUAUAUUGAACAUUCAUUGAUUUGAAGAUAUUGCAAAAAUCCCAUUAAAAAUCCAAGUGUUUCAGUAAAUGAUGCUACCUUAGCAUUACCCACCAGUUAAAUAAAAUUAGAAGCUUUUUGCAGUCAUGUGUGUCGUUCACUGCAGGCGUCAUGUGAAAUCAUAGUGAUAAAAAAAUCUGUACUGGCUGUUCCUCUUGUGGAGUUUUAGGAUGGAGUGACAGAUAUUUGCCCUGAAGCUGUGCUUUCUCUGUGCAGCUCUGGAUCGGAUUUUAACACUGCUGUGCUGACAAGAGUUUUCAGUGGUUGUUGUGCUGUGGUGGAGGACAGCGAGUGUGUUUGAAUGUUGGCUGAGGUCACCGGCAGUGUCAGGGGGAAGUAAGGACCAGGGAGUAUGAUUGACAGACCUUGCUUACGGGAGUGUGAAGAAGAAGACUAAGAGGAAAGGAGUUGAUGAAGGUUUUCCUACAUUAUUUUAAGAAGAGGCCUCUGGUCACACCUGAUUCAAAUGAUGAGCUCGUUAGUAAGCCAGUACAGAGCUUGAUAAUGAGCUGAUCAUUUGAAUCAGGUGUGUUGGAGCAGGGAAACAUCCAAAACAUGCAGGACAGGCGGGGCUCGAGGACUGGACUUGAGAACCACUGCUCUAGCAGAUGCCGCUCCUAUGACGCAUCGCGAUCGGUUACAGAUUAUACAAACUAUUUUUAUGGCUGAAGGUGGCACAUAAAAUGUAGUCCCUAUUAAAUGCAUACAGAGCCCAUCCCUGGAAGUUUUCACUUACUGCACAGAGAUUAAGUUUCUCACAGUAGCUAUUUGCAUAGAUGUAUGAGGCAUGAGAAGUCAGACCCUCAUGGGAUUCUGUAGGUAGACGCUAAUGAAAGUAUUAGAGGGGAGUUAAAGAAGUUAAAGAUCAGUGGUGUGAGAGUACUUCUCAGGGUGAGGUAGUUUCAGGCAUUAAAAAGGGAGAUUUAAAGAUCGUUAAUCUUGUCCUUGAUGGUCUUGUUUGUCUUUGGACAAGAUGGAAACAGCAGCAUAUCUAAACUACUGUCAAACCCCACCAGACAGCCAAACAAAGAAAGAAAGUGUCUCAUAUGUAAGUGGUGGUGCUGUUGUGAAAUUGAACUUGUCUUUUCAGCCUCUUUUACUCAGGAGAAGGAGUGUAUUUGGCCAUUUUAGUGAGUUGUAAGUGAAACCCUUCUCCUCUGAUCUAUGGCAUCCCAUAUUGUUGCAUUUUUGCUUCAUGUCCUCUCUGAUUCUGCUGUCCAUUUGCCUCAUGUCAUACCAUGCUAAACAAGUGUUGAUUACUAUUUUUGUAGAAAUCAAAACUUGAGAAAGUGUCUGAGAGAUGCUGUCUACACCAGCCCAAAGGUACCGCUCAUCUGUCUCUUUCUCACCGUCUCAUCGCGCUCAUGAGUGAUGCAUUCCCUGUCUGCCUUCUCGCAGUGUAAAUCUCAGCACCUCGCAGUGUGAUCACGCCUCCCUAACUAUCUUCAUCUUAGCCACAGAGGCCGACUUAGGACAUGGACUGUUAGUACUUUACACCAGUUUGAGUUUCUCUCACCCCCAGGCUGCCAGAGAGUUAUCUCUUCAUCACUGCCAAGAUGGGAUUUUCCUGCAGCUUCAUUGUCGAUGUCGAACUGCAUGAUUGGAUUGGGUCACAAUUUCCUCUUGAUCUCACAGUUCGUCUGAAAAAUUUGUAGGUAACAAGUAUUAACUGCGAUCACAUUUUUUCGCCUCAAAGCAGCCCUAACACCUCUUGACAAGCUAGUAUGACUGCAAGCAUGUGAAUGAGGAAAUGUUAACGGUUUCGAGGCUCGAUGUAGCUGCCACCGCCCUGAGUCGUAUUCAGUCUUAAAGAGUGACUGUUUUUGAGGAGUGAUGUUGUCAUAUUAACCUGGUGACUGUGCAUGAACACGUGAACACGCUAAUAAGUGUUUGAGUACCUCUGUGUGUUCAGACUACACUUACUGGGAUGUCAAGUCAACAUUGAGAAAAAAGUCUGAUUCGCUUGAAUUAAUGCUGUUGAAAUAAACCCAUGUUCAAAUGCUAAUGCAGUUUCCUAAAUGUCACUGGAAUGAUUCCUCUUGCCAGGCGCUCUUUCGGCGUUCAUCGCAGACCUUUUACGACAUUUAGGAACAAUAGUUAAUGAGGGUUACCUUGGCAUUGAUUUGACGUAGCUGUCCUGCGUGGGACUGGAAAGAAAAUCAAAGAGCCACCUUUUUAGUCAGACUCCCGUGUGCUUCCCGUUCCUAAAUGUACCACCCACCCACACGCUGCAUCUGCGACUCCCUCUGGUUGCGAUUCAUUUCCUGCCUCGCCAUUGCGGCUCGCUAUCACUGGGAGUGUACUGUACAGCUCAUUGAGUUACACAUCACUCCGUCUGAAGGCCUUUUACAAGGCUCAGGUUCUUGGAACAGGGAAGUGAACAGAAUGAAGCAAAAAGGGGGGGAGUGCUCGGUUUUCCUGGAACAUUAACACUCAGAAGAAGCCAGGGUAGAGUGAAAUUUUAAACCCCUCAGUUUGGUUACUGUUGAGCAAGCAAGCAAGCAAGCAGGCACCAACCCAGUGGCUUUCUGUGUGUGUGUGUGUGUGUGUGUGUGUGUGUGUGUGAUGUGUGCCCUGUUGCCCACAGCGCUGUGUUUAUAUGAGGAUCAGUGGACAGUAGUGGACAUGAACACUGAACUGGCUUUGCAGCGUGCUGAGGAAUGCAGCUCUGUACUCGAGCAGUGCAUGUGAACAAAGAGCCAACAUUGUGUUCAAAAAGUGCUGCCUCACAAAAGAGCCCUCACAAAGCCUGAAAUGAACCCCUGCAAACCCAUCUGUCUACCCUGCUUCCUAUUAGUCAGGCCAAAACCACCAACGCCUGGCAGACAGAGGCAGAGCUAUGAAGGGCUAGGAAAUGGGUACUCACAAUCCAGCUCCAUGUACGGUCUCAUUGACAAAAAUCAUUCUGUGUAAUACAAAUAUCAAAACUGUGCUGGUGAUCACAGAGGGGCUGUUGAAGCAUGAAGCAGUGCAGAUCAAACAGUAGCGAAUUCAUAAUAAAAUGCACAGUAGAGAUCAAGAUAAGAGUUGAAUCAUUACAUGCUGUAACUUUGUUAUCAAACGUCAGGCUUAAAGAUCAGCUUUAAUUGCAUUUCAACGUAGGGUCAUGGCUGCAAAUGACUAAAUCAAGGCUCUGAGAUAGAGAAGGUAACUUAAGUGUAACAUAAUUCGUUUGAGGAUUUUAUCUAUAGCUACCUGAAGAAACUGCUUUAUGUUUUUUAGUGCCUAGGGAAACACAGCCCCUGACUAACAUUUGAUAAAGUCAUAAUAACAGAGCUGCUAGAAAACUUGUAAGCAGCAAAGAUGAACACGAACACAAUUUAAGUUGAGUUUAUGCCUGUCUACAUUCAGGGGUAGGGCUGGGCGAUAAACCAAAAAAUUUACAGAUACCGAAAUUUACGACACUAACACUAACAGACGGCAUUUUGCCCAUGUCAAAAUAUUCGGUGUCAAAAAAAUUCAUAAAUAAAAGUUGUUUUUAGAGGUGUGUCGGUAGGCUAUGGUCUUAUGUCCCUUUUUAAGAUGCUGUCCUAUGUCAGAGACGUGAGUCCACCCCAUCCAGUCUGUAACAAAGAGGGAGAGACAGGUGAGGAGAUGGAUGACGGUUCAAAGUUGCGGCGGCUGAAGUAGACAAAGUUAAUGUAUGAGGGGGUGAGCAGCUUGUGGAGUAGUUAUCGUCAAUUUAUCGUUAUCGAGGUGAACUGCUCAAUAUAUCCUGAUACUGAUUUGAGGCCUUAUCGCUCAGCCCUAUUCAGGGGUGCAAAACAUUGUCACUAUGAUAUCAAUAAUGGACAGUAAAGGCUUCAAACAUUAAUUAUCAGUAUUGGCAGAUGUAAAGCUGAAACAAAAAUUGUGUAUUUGAGAGUGACCGAACUUCUGAAACAUUUUAAGGUGUAUUUAUGAGUGUUGGUGUCAGCAUAGAGCAAAAUGAGUUUAAUUCAUAUCAGAUUUUUGCUGGAAACUUCCGAGUCCUUAAAGCUUUGUUUUGAUAUCAACCGAGUCAGUUAUUUUGUCGGCAGCUUGAGUUUCCACUAUUUGUAGUUGCCUCCAUUGUUUGUCGUGUGUCGUAAAAAAUGAGCUGAGUGUGGCUAAAACCGCUGAUAAGUGUUUUUACAGUGUUUACUGUAAACCAAAACAGGAGAGUGAUGAGUAAAAGCCAAAACAAUGAUCUGCUGGAGGCUGGAAUUAUUGGUGGAAGUAAGGGGGAGACUUUUCAGAGCGUUACUAUAAAAAUAAGAAUUGGUUCUGUUGUUAUAAGAAAAAUGAAAAGAUGUAACAGUGAAUUGUAAAAGUGAUUGAAAAGAGGCUUACAAGAAAAGAAAUCUAGCUAUAAAACUAAUAAAAAGCUUCACACUCUUAAUAAAAAAUACAUGAGUGACCCUCCUAAUGGGUUUAUUCAGAAAUAGAGCAGCACCACCCCCAGUCUGUGUGCUUUUGAUGUAAUUAUACCUUCCCCACAGGGAGUAAGAGCUAUUUAUGGCAACUCGAGAGGAGAAAUCCCCCCACAAACACGCAAUUCUAGAAAUGAAGCUCGUAAUUGAGACUUUGGCUGUUUUCAGUCACAUCUUUGGUUUGGCUCUCGAGCUUAUGGGGGCUCUUAUGGUUUCAUUUCGCUUAACACCGGACAUUAACAAUCCAUUUGUUUUGCAACCCAGUGAGAGGAUUUAUUGACUCCUCUGAGCCACGGUGGUGAAAAAACAGGCUGUAAUGAUGAAAAGCCUUUAGUGAUGAAGAUGAACGCUUGCAUGAGUAAACAGAUGAGAGGAUGAUUCUUACAGUAUACAGCUCACAGUUCAAUUUGUGUAAGAGCCUUGGUCGUUGUUGAUCCGUCACUCGAUUAGCGAUACCGUAUCUCAUAUACAUUUAACCAUAUAGAGUGAGAGUGAAUAGAUUUGUUCAACAAUGUGAUCAAUACUAAUGCUGAUCGCUUUGCUUUCAGUGUGAAAGGGGAUCAAGUUACAACAGGAUCUGAUCACUAAGCCAUGUUAGCUCCAAACAGUGCCCUAGUUGGGUUUGAAUGGGUAACAAAACCCUGUUACACAACCAGAGUGUGUGUAUGUGAACAUGAGAGAAACGGCUGAAGGAGAUAGUUAGAUUAGCCGAGUGUACCGUAUGGUCUAAAGGUGAGGGGGAAAAAAAAAAACCACAUGUCUUAAGCUGACCCAGAUGCAAGAAAUUCCAAACUAAUUGAGGAAAGCUUUCACUUAUCCCUGAAUGAUGUGUGUGGCAGUCGUGGAACUGCUCCUCCAUUCAGAGGCACACAAGUAGAGAGUGAAGAGCUGUGAGUGAAAGGUGAGGUUAGAAAGCCCUGAGAGUGAUCUAUGUCCCCCUCCUCUCCUCUCUGCUCCUCUCCUCUCUGUGAGGAUGCAGUCUGUUUAAUCUGUCACUAAGCCCCAUCAUUCAUUGCCUGCUCUCUGCUAGUAUCAGUGUCCCUUGCCUUCAGAGUGUCUAUCAGACCAUAUCAGAAGGACAUGGUGUGUUCUGGUGGGUACUGCUCAGUGUAGACCAGCCUGCAUACUUUCCAUUGUUUGACAGCAGCCCUGGCAGCACUCAAAGAGCUAAAGCUAUCAGGUGGAGCCUUUUAUUGGAGAGUGAAUGUAAUUGGAAAUCCUGGUUUUAUGGUACACGAUCCAGUUCACCUCUUGAUGUUUUUGACCUGGUGACACCUUUAAGUUGCUCAUCUGUUUUUCUACAUAGCAGUGUGGCUUAUUAAGGAAUUAUAUUGACACUCAAAUAUCUAAAUCAAACUUUGUGAUUAGGGGUGUCCCGAUACAACUUUUUUACUUCCGAUACAAUACCGAUAUUAUAGACUUCAGUAUCGGCCGAUACCAGUAUUGAUCGGAUAUUGGCACAAACUUGUGCAUGACAAGUUUUGCACUCAGCUGCAUUGUCUUUUUCGGACUUCAACGAAAAAUAUGUCACACAGCCGACAUCACUCCUACUCUGUGCUACUUUUUACCUUAGUACACACUGCUGUUAUGAUUAUGUGGGUUCUGCAUGCUGGAUUCGGGCGCUGCUAGAUAGAGGCGCCGGAGUGUAGUCUGGAAUGGACUGCUUGUAUCGGGGUGCUGAUAUCGGAGAUUUGAGAUGCAGGCCAAUAAAAUCCGAUCUUCGCUUUUUGCUGAUAUCGGACCGAUAUGUGAUAUCAAUAUGGUAUUGGGACAGCCUUAUUUGUGAUCCCUCUGUUCUUUAUUUUUUUUGUGACUUAUCUUUUAAAAGUGACUUAAAUGUGCAGGACAAAGUCUCAUCCAUCAGUUUUUAACAGUCUAAAAGUUCACUUAGCGAAAAUCAGUGUUAAGUAAAAAUGGUAGUAUCAGCAAUUUGCAGUUACUACUUUGCUCGAUUCUCACUCAGCUGCAGCAGAGAAAGUCAAUCUGAAUCCUGGUGGUCAUGUUUGCUCUUCUAACUCAUAUAGGCAUUAGAGGCAUCAAUACGAAUUUCAGUCUGAUCCAUAAUCAGUCUAAAACCCCUCACAGGGCCUUUAAGCUGGCCUUAGUUGUACUUAACGUUUUGCGCUUAUCAGCAAACGUUUCCAUGUUUACAUCCUAAACUACUAUUGUGAGUCUUCGGCUUUAAACUGUGAGGAUGUUAAUUAGAGAAAUUCGCUGUCAGCUAGGCUGUAGUGAAAGUAGCCUGUUUGUUUUGAUGAUCACUUUGAAACCCUCGCUCUGCUAUUCUGCUGUCACCUCCUUGUUUUGUUGGACAACAGGGUGCUUUGGAUUGCUACAUUUCUUUCCUGGUUGACUGGCUCCCAUGGUGGUAACUUACCUGUCACAGGUAGCCAUGCUUUUGAGUCUACUAAGUAGGGGUGGGAGAAAAAAUCAGUACAGCAUAGUAUUGUGAUAUUUUGUCUGGAGACAAGCACAAAAAAACAUUUGUGCUAUGAUCCAACAUAUUAAACGUAAAAUUGAUGACUGUAACCUGUUUAUCCGUUAAUUUGAUCAUGCACAGUGAGAGCAUAGCAAUGCCAGCCUGCUGCAAAGGAGAGGAAGAGGAAUAUCCCUGUUGCUACACAACAUAAUCAUAUUUUACUAAUGUGAUUGAGUCCACACUACCAUGAGUCAGGGGGGGGAGAAAUGUUAGUUUUCAUUGUUUUAACAUUUUUUUCCAUCUAUAAAUCCAACACAGGCAGCAGAGUUGCACCUGCUACUUCAUCUAGAUGUUAUCCUGAUGAGUUUGUGGGAAACCGUCAUGUUGAUUAAUGCCAUAGAUUCAUAUUUCGUGUAGGUUGACUAUAAAUGUAGAAGUCUGGCCACAUGAUAUCCUACAGGUUUUUUUGAGCAAAUAUAACAGCCUGAAAGCACUUGGCUCUGACUGAUUUCUCUGUCCUGCUACUGUUAACCAAUGAUUUCAUUGCACCCUUAAACCUUUGGUGAUGUAAAAAGUCAAGAUCUUUAGAUAGUCCCACCUCUUCACAUGCUCAUAUAUCGUAUAUUUUGAGACAAUUUGAACGAAAACUGGCAAACUUUCCUCUAAAAACAACCUCUUUGUGAAUUAGCUCCAUUUGCACAUGGUCAUUACGUUUCCAGUCACAUAGUUUGUACUCACUGCUCAGUAAGAACACCUCUCAGCCUCUCUGAGUUUCCAGGGUUGCUAUGGAUUGAGUUUGUUUGUUUGUUUGUUUGUUUGUUUGUUGUUGUUUUGCAGCACACCGCCGUUCUUCACAGUCAUCAUCAACAUCUCGGUGUCUAAAUGCUUGUGGUGUCUGAUUUAAUUCUGUGAAUGAUUCAGAUCCGUUCGUGACAAGAAUAAAACAACAAACGUGUGGCUGUGCUCUUCUUGUAACAGAAAUGUGAAAGACUGGCAGUGGUUUUUCAGGCAGCUGGCACCUGUGGCGUUAACCUUUCCUCUCUAUAAUGUAUCUGUAGGUUCCCCUCGCACACAUCCACGCUAUGUAGGGGUUAGAGUCAGAGAGCAGGGAUGGCUUCUUCUGGGGCUGUCGGUGACGUGGCUGCUCUCACUGUGGUGAAGCCCUGUGUUGGCACAAAGCCUCUGGCAACAUAUAUGGGCUUUGUGUGUGUGUGUGGGCACGUGUUGAGCCACUGGUAAUUUGCGUGUGGGCUCAGGAACUGCCAAGUGUGUGUGGUGGUAAUUGCGUGACUGCGAGUGUGUGUGUGUGUGUGUGUGUGUGUGCCAUUAUUUACAGUCUGAGCACUUGUCUGUGUGUAUAAAUCAGCAGGAGGCAUUCUUACAUCACAGCUCCCCUCAGGCCAUCAUGCUGUACUCUGAUAUACACACCACCACCUCCUGCUUGCUGUUUUCUUCCUUUCCCUCUUUCUUGGUCCUGUCGGCCAGUCUGGUCAGGAGUCGUCAGUUCUGGGCAAGAGGAGGAUUUUGGAGCCACGACUGCAGCUACCUCAUCCUCUUCCAAGACUUUCAGAAAGCAGGAUGUCUUCGUCUUUCUCACGCCCAGUCGCUCGUAUUUCCUGUCUACUAUGGAGCACACAGACUGUAGCUUCACAUGUUGCAAUAAGCGCCGUGUCCUUUAGAUAAUUGCAUGCACAAGUGGAAACGCUGUCACAUUCACUCUGGUAUGGCAUGUCAAGGUUAUAACGGCAGGCUUGCGCGUCCCGUCCUUACAGGGGGAACACAGCACAGUGGGCAUACAUUAGUAAUCCGUGCAUGCAUUUGUGAAGAUCUACAUGCAUGCCUGUUCCUCUCUGGCUUGUGUCUCUGCUCAGUGCUGCUCCCUGCUAGCCUGAGCACCUCUCUGCUCUCACUUCCAUCCAUCUGCCUGCGUGGCUGACGGAGCUUAAUAAACACGCAGCAGCUUCACAGUGGAAAGCCACGUCUCAGUCAGAUCUGUACACCUGUUUUAAUGUUUUUCUUUUUUCAUGCUAAGUUGUCUGGUCUUUCUUGUACUUUGAGAGUUACUGCUGUCAGCUUUUCCAUCAGCUAUUGUUGAUAUGCUUUGAUUUCUUUCUCCUAUCAUCAUCAUCAUCAUCAUGCUUUUUGCACAUUUGAAUCAAAUCGUACAUUUGUCACUAACCACUUGCAGCUGGUCCUCCCAAUUUCAAUCUGUCAGCAUCGGCCUUGGUUUUGCAAACAGCAGCGCCUGCAUGUUUUUGCAAUGUGUUAGACAGUAACUUGACUUGUGACUCAAAGAGCCAGUGGUGCGUAGAUAGUUAUUACUCAAGCCAAAAGGAGAGGACAGAGUUGAUGACGCUCAGGAGUGUGCUCAUUACCUCCUUGCUGACCAGUUAGAUUUAACUGCAGGGAGCUGUUAAAUGAUUACCCACAGUAUUUUAACACAGUGAUUAUACUCCCCUGUGCUCAAUUUAAGGAUAAAUGGGUUCAAAUGAUUAAAUAGUGAUUCAAAUGAUUCACUUAAAGGUAUUACAAGACCUCUAGAGUCAAUUUGAUGGCAGAAUUUUUAAAAAAAUGAAGGAAAUGUUUGAUUUUGAAGAGAGAACAGGACAGCGUAGGGCUGGACGAUAAACAAAAAAUUUACGAUACAGAAAUUUACGAUAAAAACCAACGUCAUUUUGCCCGUGCCAAUAUAUUCGGUGUCAAAAAAUAGAUAAAAGUUGGUUUUAGAUGUGUGUAGGUAGGCUAUUGUCUCAUGUUCCUUUUUAGAUGCUGGCCUACAUCAGAGAUGUGACUUCACCCCAUCCAGUCUGUAACAAAGAGGGAAAGACAGGUGAGGCCUCCACAAAUCUACAAAUGGAGGACGGUCUAAAAGUUGUAGCAGCUGGAGCGGUGGCUGAUGUAGACUAGGCAUGUGCCGAUAUGAAAAAGUUGAUGUCAUGAUAUUGGUGGUCCAAAAUAUCACGAUCCACGAUAUUAUCAAGAUAUUAGCGCAUUACUGUUAACGUUAUUAAAAGUGGCAAAAAACUGCGAAAUCACGUCUCUGUCCACAGCAUGACAUGCACAAACAAUAUGAGAAAGAGACAGCUUGCGCGGCGUUGGGAGCAUUAGCUUUUUGGAGCUAAAUUUAGCAGAAACGUCACUAACGUUGUCAAUAAUAAGCAGCAGAGUAGACCAAACUUGUUGGGGUUGUGUUGUUUUUACCUUGAUUUGGGCGAACGAUGCUGGAUGGUGUUCACAGAGGUGGGCGCGUAGGUUUGAAGUGUUAGACAACGGCUCUGCAACUUCCUUAUGGCAUAACCUGCAGAUUGGUGUCAGGUUUACCUGCUCCGUCUGUUGUGUGAAGCCGUAAAAUGUCCAUACUGCCGACAAAACCUUUUUAAUAGGAGGAUACAGCCGAGUCGUUUCGUCAUUCUCGGUCUCCGACUGUUCUUGGUCCGGCUGCAUCGUUACGUUGAUUGGAAGUUGGAACGUGUGCAUCAACUUUUUUUUCUUCUUCAAACUGUUUCCGGUUCACAGAGUGGACACGCUCCAACAGUGCUUUGGGUGGCCGCAAUGCAUUGUGGGUUGCCACGCAUUUUGUUGUAAAAUUUCUUCAUUUUCUCUUUUAAUGUUCGAAUUUUUGUCAGGCUGGCAUUAAUGUACUUAAUUUGAGAGUUUGUUUUGGAUUUGGGACUACUUUUGUGGUGGUUUGUUUGUACAUUUUGCUAUCGAGGCUUUGACACCGUGGGUAAGACUACAAGCGGGUUAGGUUGGUAAGUACUCGGCUUCGCUCGCCUCCGUUGAGAGACGCUGCCACUCGUCUUUAAAUUAUAAUGGUGGAAAGAUUAUUACAGUACCUCAUGAUUUUAUCAUUGCAGACUUUUAAUAUCGCAUAUCCCGAUUAAAUCGUAUAUCGGCACAUCCCUAAUGUAGACAGAGUUAAUGUGGGGGGGAGGGUGAGCAGCUUUUGGAGUAGUUAUUGUCCAUUUAUCGUUACUGAGGUGAACUGCUCAAUAUAUCGUGAUAUUGAUUUGAGGCUAUAUCGCCCAGCCCUAGGACAGUGGACGGAGCAGGAAACAGAGAGUGACAUGCAGGAAAGGAGCCACAGGCUGGAAUCAAACCUGUGACAACCGCUCGAGGCGUAUUAACCCGCGUAUGUGUGUGUGGAGGUUCCCACUGUGAACAAGGGGCAGUGUAGCCUGGAGUCAGUCUGCUCCAGACGGUAAUAAUAACAGGCCUGAUUGUAAGCCUCUGUGCCAGUCAACAUAGCAUGUUUCCAUCAGGACCAGAGAGCCUGUCAGCUGUUUCCUAAUGAGUGGAUUACUGUGUCAUUUUGAUGUGUUGUUGUGUGAAAGUGUAAUGUAAAUCCAUGGGGGGGCUGACUUGUAUUUUGGCCCCGCUGUGAGCAGGUUACAAUCAAACAAAUGAGAGCUGUCUUUUUGUCCGGUUGCCACCUGUCCGAGGCAUCACACAGAGCGCUGUACUAGACAUCGUGUGAGUUGAAUCGGAGGGCAGAGUAUCCAGCGUCAGGAUGGGUCUUGUUUGAUGUAGCUUCAAUUAGGCAGGCAGGGGAGUCGUGAAAAGGACGAGACUGCAUGGCUUUGUGAAGUGGGAGAAGAUGCAGAGGGAGAAAAAAACGUGGGCACCUCUCUGUCUGUGCGCAAAGAGGACUAAAAACAAACACAAUAGUAACCCUGGAAUAGCAAUUGAAAGCAUCGGGAAGCAUUUCCAAAGUCCACAGCUCUUUGAUGUGCAAUCCAAGGGCUUCAUAAAAACACAGGCGUAAUAAAAAUGUGCUGUUCUCUUCAGUCUGCCAGGUUGUGUGAGAGGGAGAGAAGUGAGAGAGGGAAAAAAAAAGAGGAAACAAGAAAAAAGGGGAGAGGACGCACAAACAAGAAGUGAGCUGCUCUCGCAGAAGCCUAAGAGACAGCUGAACAAUAAGACUGUGGCUUUUCUAUCACCUGAGGAUGAAUGUGGCGAUAACAAAGAAGCCGCAGCUAUAGGAUGUCUGUCGUAGUGAUCAUCAUGAUCACUUUUUGCUGCCAAAAGGAAUCUUUACUAUCCCUCUGAUAAAGAUGUCUAUCGGUGCCUCUUUGAUGGACUGACUUGGACAGAGACACGUCUCUGUGACUGCCUCUGUGUGUCAGCGUGUAAGGAUGUGAUCAGAGCUGUCUGGUCUGAUCCAACAGGAGAGCGACAGAAGAUCAGACUACUGGAAAAUGCUUUUUCUGGCAAAGAGGUGUCAGAUCUCACACUGUGCGUUAUAGCUUGUCGUGUUUGGGACUGGCUGACCUGUCAGGUGCCAGCAUUGAUAGCUACUACAAUGAGCAUGUGAGCAUCAGAUAGGGCUGGGCGAAAAAUCGAAAAUUUAUAGAUACAGAAAUUUACAACAAUAACCAAUGUCAUGUGUCAAGAAAAUAAAUAAAAAUUGGUUUUGGAUGUGUGUGGAUAGGCUAUGGUCUCGUGUCCCUUUUUUAAGAUGCUGUCCUAUUUCAGAGACGUGACUCCACCCCAUCCAGUCUGUAACAAAGAGGGAAAGACGGGUGUGGAGAUGGAGGACGGUUUGAAAGUUGUAGCGGCGGCUGAAGUAGACAAAGUUCAUGUGGGAGGGGGUGAGCAGCUUGUGUAGUAGUUAUCGUCCAUUUAUCAUUAUCGAGGUGAACUGCUCAAUAAAUUUUGGUAUUGAUUUGAGGCCAUAUCGACUGGCCCUAGCAUCAAGAUUGAACGACAGUGUGACAUAAAGAGGUGGCCUGAAGGAACACAACAAGUGUGCAUUGUUUCAUGGUCUUGAAACUAACCUAGACCUCAAUCUAGUCAAGCUGCUCUGAGAUGUUAGACAACCAAGUCUGAUUCAUGAAGCCCCCUGCGUCACAACUCUCUGGACUUCAAGAAACUGCUGCUAACAUCUUGGUGCCAGAUACCACAGCACACCUUCAGGGGCCGAGUGGAGUCCAGGUCUCUUAAUCAGGACCGUUGUCGCUCUGAGCUGAGGAGAAGAGGCUGUACACAAUAUUAGGCAGGUGCUGGUAAUGUUAUAUGUAAAUAUAUUGACUAUCCAGAAGAAAACAAGCCCAUCAUAUAACUUUUAUCUAACAUUUCAUCCUGUUAAUGGUUAAGUGUGUAUAUAUUACUUACGCUCUGUACCGAACCUUGUUAAAACAUGUCCACAAACAAAAAUGAUAGGCAUCAUAUUGUACGUAAGCACCAUGUCCAGGUAGCGUCUAAACAGGGCUCAAGAAGCAGUCUGAAUGAUUUGCAGCUCUUGAACGCAGCAGUUCUGCAGUGUUAGAGCUCCCUACCCUUCCUGUGACGACAGAGGAUAAUGGUUAUUGUGUUCACUGUGAACACGCUUUGUUUGUGUUGAAACAGAAAUGAGUCAAUAGUUAAGAAGGUCGUUUUCUGAUAUUAAAUCUGUCAAAUUUUAUGUGCAUAAUCAUUUUGUGAUUUUAUAUUUCCUCUUUUGUUCACCCCUCUGUCAGGAUUUUGCAGACUCUGAGGCUUUUUGCCCCCAGAUAGAUCCCAGAUUCAGGGCAAUCUGGCUGCAGCACUUUUAGGAUUUAGCUUGAGGAUAUUUCCAGACGUUUGUUUAUAGCGUUAAGCCGUUAACAGACCAUGUUCCUCUUUUCCUCCCCCUGCAGUCUGUUUUUAUGUCAUCACUAAGUUUUCCAGGCCUUCCAGCAGACAGCAAACACACAUUAAGCUAUUAAAAGCCCUUCAGCACUUUGAUUUUAGAAAAGUCCUCUUUGCACCUAGCUUGUCUAAUCUCCUCUGCUUGUGUGUUCUCCUUUUUAACUCUGUUUAGUCAUCAUGUUUUUUUUCUGCUGUCAUCACAUGGUUGUAGACUUCCAGGCACUUAAGGGAGAAGGAGAUGGACCAUUAAAGAUGACCACUGAACAUAAACCCUAGAAAGAUGAAUGUGGCUUUAAAGCUGUCACCUUACAACCUCACUGUUUUUGCUUAGUUUCUGGAUGAACAACAUAACAUAAGCUCAACUUGUUCAGUCCUCCUUCCAUCACUGACACAAAUCUUGUGUCUGUCCUGCUCAUUGCUAGCUUCCCAGAACAAAGCAGGUGUUGACACAACACUAGAACAACUGUAGUAGCAAGUCAUGUUUAUAGUCGAUGUUCAUCAUGGGUGACUUCGAAAUGGCUCCUCUCCUGUAAAGCUUCUAUUGUCUGGUUUUCUUGUGUAUGACACUGGUCUGGUGCCAAGCUUGGUUGUCCGCUCGCCGCCUAUCUCUACUUGGAUAUCUGCUUAAACUACAUUUAAUCCUAGACACCUCUUAAUCUUUGGCUUUUAUACAACCAGAGCUCACUUCAAUUGUGCAACCUCUAAGUGAUAUGGUGUAAACCUGAUAGAAGUUUUAAGCUUGGAAACAGUUAGCAAGGUAUUUACUACGGCCUGACCGAUUUAUCGGCGAGCUGAUUAAAUCGGCCAAUUUUAGCCCAUUUGAGACUAAUCCGUAAUCGGCCAAAACACGCCAAUUUGCGCCGAUAUUUUAAGAAAUAAAAUGCGGAGAAUAAGAUUCAGUUUAACUUCGAAAAUGUUCCGCCAUUUGAAAAGUUCCCCAACUUAUCCUGUAGAUGGCGCAGCGACCUCAUGACAAACUUUAUGCACUAACUAGUAAGGUAGGUAUUUGAAAACGCUUUUCUGGUCCGAGUUUGAUCAGACGGUCUUCAAAAAAUUGGCCGAUUAAUUGGUAAUCGGAUCCCCCCCCAUAAUCGGUAUCAGCAUCAGCCCCAUAACAUCCAUAUCGGUUGGGCCCUCGUAUUUACAUGUCUCCCAGACUUGGUAAGGGGUUAGUAAUAUGAAAGUGUAGUUUGGGAAGAAGACACUAAAAGUGCUUCACAGAAAUAACUAUUUAAUGCUGUACAUACUUGUCUAAGCAUUGUUUAUUUUUAUGAAUGGCUGAUAUAUUUCUAAGAGGUGUUUAAGAGCAGAAAAUUGCUGAACGCAAUAGUAGAGCUCAACUACGACUCCCAACAAACAAAUCCCACAGCUGAUGCUUUUUAGUUUUUGCGCAGCAAUGUUUGCAUCAAAACCAACAGCUCAAUUAGUCAUAAAGCACAUGUGAAUUUGUUUUUUUUACAGUAACAUAAUCCAGUUGUCCUUUCUAUACCAAAAAAGUUCAGCAUUUCUAUUUAUUAGGAUGUAUUAUUAACUAUUAUAGCUGUAAAAAGUUGAAAAUGCAUACCAAAGAAAAGAUGGGAAACAAAGUUACUGAUUACUCCUGUGAAACAGUUUGAUGUUUCAGUUACAGUGCAGAUACUUUGGCUUUUUAAUAUAAAUCUACUAUUUUUAUCUUUUAUAAUACUAAAUAAAGAGUAAGUUAGAUUGUUAUUGCAAACUCUUCAAGUUUUUACACUUGUAUGUGUUGAUUUGUAAUGAUAACACUUACUCUACCCAGUACAUCAGCCAUCCCGUCUGCCCCCUGGUUGUAAGGUUUCAAGUCCUGAAUCAUCGGGCUCAGAUCGCUGUCAAGAUUUAUCACAAUUCUGCCAGGAUGAUGAAUAGGUUUUGUUGUCUAAUGCCCACUGCUGGCUCACGGAUAAUUUCAGCGAUCUUGGCUGUAGCUCAGGUUGUGUUGCCAGCGGCAGAGGCUGGGAUUCCCCCAGAGGGUCGUAGCAGUGAGGAGGUGUAAACAGCCAGCUUUCCUCUUCCUUCCUCAUCACUCUUUGGGUUUCUUCUCAAGGGACCUUUCUACAGGUGUCUGCUCCGGCUGCGUUUGCCUCUGGAGAAUCUCACUCAUGAGUCAGACAGGCAGAUUCAAACAUAUUAUAAACUGUCAGAGACUUUCUUUGCUGUACUGUUUAAAGAGACUACGUCAACAUGCGUAUAUGUUUAAAAAAUGCUCACUCCGACUCAUAUCCUCAUCAGACACAAAACUGAGACACAUCCUUUUGCAGCACUGGGAUCAAGUUUCCCCUGGCUCCUGUAAUCCCUACAGGUUUGGUUAAAUGUCAAGUUGCUUUUAAAAUUGUUUUUGUGCUUUACCUGUAAGCUGUAUAGAUGACAUGACAGUUGCACAAAAGUGAGGCCGAAUCAUUUAAAGUUCCUUUAUUGAUUAAUAUGGGACAUGACUAUUGUGACUCCAUCAGCUAGCCUUUUACUCUGGCUCCAGUAACUAGGGGUGACCUGAUACACAUUUUUUACUUCCAAUUUGAUACCGAUACUGUAGCCCUUAAUAUUGGCCAAUACUGAUAUUGAUCUGAUACUAGCACAAACUUGUGCAUGACAAGUUUUGCACUCAGCUGCAAUGUCUUUUUCAGCCUGCCACACGGCUGACAUCACUCCUACUCUUUGCUACUUUUUAGUGCCUUAGUAAACACUGUUGUUGUGAUUACCUGGAUCUGGGUGCUGCUAAAUAGAAGUGCUGGAAUGGAGUUUGAAAUGGACUGCUUGUAAAGGAAUACUGAUAUUGGAGAUUUUAGAUGCAGGCCAAUAUAAACCGAUAUUUGCUUUUUUCUUUUUGCUGAUAUUGGACCAAUAUCCGAUAUCAAUAUUGAAUUAGAUGCAGGCUGAUAUAAUCUGUUAUUGGUUCUUUUUUUUUUUUUCAGAUAUCGGACCAAUAUCUGAUCUCAAUAUCAAAUUAGAUGCAGGACAAUAUAACCCGAUAUUGUUUUUUUUUUUGUGCUGAUAUUGGACAGAUAUCCAAUAUCAAUAUCGUAUUAGGUGCUGGCCUAUAUAAUGCGUUUUUUUUUUUGUUUUUUUUUUGCUGAUAUCAGACCGAUAUCCGUUAUAAAUAUUGUAAUAGAUGCAGGCCGAUAUAAUCCGAUAUGGGUUUUUUGCUGUUAUUGGACUGAUAUCUAAUUUCACUAUCAUAUCGGGGCGUGCUUAUCAGUUACAUCAUCAGGGCAAUAUGGCAGUGGACACAAGUUUACUAUCUUUUGCCAGAGUCAAGUUGUUUUAUACUUGAUUAUGAGUAAAUUAUUUUCAAAAGAAUCACUUGACUAAGCAUUGCCUCAGCAGAUAGCUCUUACAGACAGGAAUAGGAAAAGCACUAUAAUUUACCCCAUCAGUGCUCCGUUCAUGUCACAUCAGUUCAAACACAAUAACAGGCAUCAGGAGCAGCAGCUGUUGGCAGCGUUUUUUCGCGCACACAAACAAUCAGAUGUCAGAUGAGGCUGCAUUUCACUGCACAUGUGGACUCAGUGUUUGUCUUUGUGUCAGAGUUACUGGGUUUCUCCCAUUCAGUUUUGUCUCUUUAGACAAUGGCUCUUUGGUUUGGGAUUGAGGGGGUGGAGAAAUGACCUGGUCUGGGGCUGAUCUUGGAGGUGGAGGUCCAGAAACAGAAGACUACUGUUUGAUUUUAAUGGGUGAUUCUCAGGUAAGUUUUAUGUCAGGGUAGCAAUUCAGAAAAACCUAAAACUUUAAACACAAAAGGGUGUCUUGCAUAGUUAGGUUUUGGGUUAACUUUGAUAAAGUCUAAAUUAAAUUCACUACCUGCUUGCCUCCUCCCUCACUCUUCUGCGGUGUCCUUAGUUCACCUGAGCACUCCCUUAGAACAUGAUCCUGCAUACAAAUACCCGUACACCAGUGCAAUCUUAAGUCUCUCAGUACACUAACAUUUGGCAGCAGAUGGAAGAGCUGACAAAUGAUUCUCAUGUGAGAUCAGAGGAAUAAUCGUCUUUUCAGCCCCAGCCUGUAGAGUCAUUUCAGCACACAGCUUAAGCCUGGAGCUCCUUUAUGAAGAGCAAUGAGUAGCUCAGAGUGAGUGUAAACAAAGAAAUGAAUCAGGAACAGAAACCCCAACAAAGCACAGGACCUUGUUGAUCACUUCAAGGUUCUAGAGAAUUGUGGGUAUCUUUUUAAUAAUGAAAGAAAAUUCAUUAAAAAAUCAAGCUGUUCAGGAGUUUCAGUGUACCCUCUUGUCAGCAGAAAACUCCUCGGAGUGAUUCUCUCUGUAACAGUUGCUGUCUAUCCCAAAGUGGUCGGCUAAUGAACCAGCAGAGCUCAUUACACAAUAUGGCUGCUUGAUACAGGAAAAACUAUUUUUUAUGCUCAGGUUUGAAGUUAAUUUUCUGUGUUUAAAUCAGGUCUCCUCCCUUCAGCCCCCCUGAUCUGGGCUCUGACACCUGCAUGGGGAGGUGGUGAGACAUGAGAAGGGAGUACAGGAGACACUUAGGUUGCUUCAUGAACUUCACUAAUUGGCACAGUUUAGCUUAAGAAAUCAGUGAUUUGUGAUGGUUUCAGAGAAAGUUUAUCUGCGUCACUCGCCUCCUUUUAAUUUGUAAACCUUUGAGGGUCUGCCGGGGUUCUCAUGACGGCAGCAGUUAUGAGACUCAGCAGUCAGUUUACUGAAGCAGACUUUUGCUGUGGAUCCAUCAUGGAAAACCAGGGUGUAAAGUCAUGGAGUGGCACUGUCCCUUUAACCACCUUUUCCAACUCUGCAGCAGAAUCUGGUGGCAGCCAAUGUAGCCUAAUGUGAUAAAGUACUAAAAGCCCUCUGUGUUUUCUUUCUGUGCUACCAUUAAAACAUGUUGAUGCAAAGUGGAAGCCUCAUUCAGAAUGGAUGUGCUCUCUGAAAGGUCUUACAAUAAUAAAUAUGCAUCAUUGUUAACUGCACAUAGGUAUUGUACUCCAUUUCUGCAGAUAGUUCAUCUUAGUCUUGCACACAAACCCCCUUUAAGUCACAAGAGUGGAAAAAAAUGUGUAUUGUAGUGUUUUGGUCCACACAUGAAGUGUUUAUAGGAGAGAGAGAGAACCCCAGACCCAGCUGAGGGCUCAGAGGUCCAGUGCUGCGUUGCUUCAGGGGUCUCGUCUUCAUGUCUUGACCCCACUGUGUUUGAUUAGGUUCAAGUUCUGCCUUCAAACACAGUCGAGUCCCGAGUAACAAAAAACUGUUUUGGCCUAGAUGACUCUUUUUUGCAAGCUGUGUAAGCACAGGAAACAGGGACAUAACUGGGAAUUUUCUUCACAUGCAAUAUGUUUGGGAAUCCUGCAGACAAACAGCUGUGGAGACUGCAUACCAGCUUCUAUCCCUGUAGUACAGCUGAGUACACAUGCAUGACAUGGUUACAGCAUAGUGUCUGUAAAAGAAAAAUCCUUUUUAAAUAUUUAACGCAUAGGUUUUAUUUAUUUUUUCUGUUGACCAAAGCAAACUAUCUACUGAAACUCCACGUAUUAAAGUGAAGGUACUCUAUCUGUUCAAAUUACAUCCUCUAAUAAAAGAAGAUGAAGUAAACUAUUAUAUAAUCAAUCAGUUUAAGAGUAGACUAAUGGAACUGUUGGCACCAAUGGAUUUCCUAUAUUUACAGAAUUGACUGAUUAAUGAUUAUUAUCGGCAUCAGCCACCACCAGGCCGAUAUCACCAUUAUCUCCUUAAAAUGAUUAUACCUCUAUCUCGUCACCCAUUAGCCCCAUAUUUAAUCUAAACCGGCCAAUGACUGGUGUUUUAAUCUUAUUUUGUGUUGUAAUAUUCAGCAUCGACUGCAAAAUCAGCCAUGUUUAACAGCCUAUCACAUGACCCAGUAUCUGUGUCUCUCCAAUGAUUCAUUAAACUCCAUCUAAACUGUAUAAUUGGCUAAGUAAGACAACCAUGUAAAUUAGAUUUUGAUUAACUAUUCACUUCUGUUUUGUACCUUUUUUAGUACUAUUAAAUUAUUGAAAUAUAUCAGCCAGUUCAUAAUUAGUAUCGGCACCAGCCUCUUAAAAGCUGUAAUCAGUUGACUGUGAUUGCAGGUUUAAUUCAUAGGUAAAAAUCUAUGAAUGAAAUAACUAUCAAAGAUGUCACAACUUGUUUUCAACAUAAAAAAACAGAAACUACAUCUUCAGGUAUCUCACAGCAAGGACAAUUAAAACCUGUAAUACCUGUUGGCAAGCUUUCCCCACAUGAAGCUUGACCCUAAGUAAUUACAGGUUUUCAAACUUUCCAUCAGCCAAUCAGAGAGAUUCAUCUCCAUUAGGAUUCCUUACCCUGACAGGACUUUUCAUUAACCAGAUACACCUCUCAAGUCUUGAGACAGACUCUGGAUUCUGACUCACUUUCAAAGACUUUGAAACGUUUUGGUUAAAGAUUAAUUUUCAGGUGAGGAAAUCUUUUCCCUCUUGAGGCAACUCCAAAGGUUUAUGAGGAAGGUCAAAUGAAGGAGUUUAGCUUUUUGAAUGCAGUGUGUAUGCUAACAUUUGUGGUUUGUUUGGUUAGAGGAAACUUUCACCGAAUUACUUAACCAUCUGUUUAAAUCACCUUGGCAACCAGAGUGAAGCGUUAACCUGGAAUCGAUUUGCUGAUUUCUCACUCUGACUGACCUCACUCUGCUGUUUCUCAUGUAGACCUGCUGCAGACUUACUUACUACAAAAGGGUUUGUGCCACCUCUUUGCCACACAAGAUUCACGUUUCAUUCACAAACACAACCCUACCUGUAACCAAAUCCACCCCCCUCAGCAUUGUUUUUUUUCUACAGCGUCAGUGGAUCAUAUUUAGUUCUGUUUGUCUCUUAGUGAGGGCGCAGUCUCUAGAGAGAGGAGUUUGUGUUUGUCUUGAGAUUUUAAAUCACCAGAGCAGUUUUGGAUUCUUAAGGUGGUGAUUGAUUUUGGCCGAGAAUGAGGAGAGUGUGUGAGCUGGUUGGUCUCAAGACAACAGCAAGAGGGCGAGAAUCUAAGCACAAAAAGGUAAUACUCAACCUCAUGGUGGUGGUGUUCAGGGCAUCUACACUUAGUGGUACUGGCACCCAAACAAAACUGUUCCUUACUCUCUCACACACACACACACACAUACACACACAAAGUAACUUCUAAGAGGGGGCAUCUGCCAUUUUAGUAGGGGUGGGAGAAAAAAAUCAAUACAGUAUAGAAUUGCGAUAUGAUUUUUCUGGUGAUAUAUCGUAUAGUCUCAUUUACAAAGUAUCAAUUUUUCAUAUUAAUCUCUAAGAUGAAGUCAAAUCUAUGAUAAUGGAAAAAUAAAAUCAACUUUUUCCAGUGAGGUUGGCAGAGGUAGAGCAGAGGAAAGUUAGUACAACAAAUAUAUAAAUAAGGUUUGCAAGAUGUGCUACAUGAAAAUAAAAUACUGUGUAAACAAGACAAACAUAAGGAAAGCCAAAUGCUAAAUUUGAUAACUGUUGAAUAAAUUUUUACAAACUGCAAUGUAUUGUAUCACAAUGCUCACUGUAUUGCAAAAUGUUUAAAAUCGCAAUAAUAUCGUAUCGUGGCCCAAGUAUCGUGAUAACACCGUAUCAUGGGGCCUCUAGUGAUUUCCACUCCUAAUUUUAAGUGCUUUGAGCUCUUUGCUUUCAAGAAUCAGUUACUGACUAAAAAAAUAAAAAACAUUUGUGAUAUGAAAAUCUACAAAAGUGAAACUUAUUUUAUUAUUACUUAGCUAUGUCACCCAUGCCAUAAUGUGUUAAACCAUGAUGAAAUCUUUGAAUGCCAAUUCUGCAGAUGCUAUGCAGGGGUUAAUUCCGUAGCCCUGUUCAAAUACCCUUUUAAUCUUGGUAGAGGAAGUUGCUGGUUCAGCAGGAGAAAGAGCCGUUCAAGUAUCAUAUCUCAACACAUUAGCUGCUGCAGUACAUCUGUGCAUGUUUGUUUUGUUUCUGUCUCGCCCCAAGGGAGUCAUGUUGUUUCACCAGGCCAGCUCAGACGGUCUCCCCUGGUGUUCAACUAGCCUGUUGUUCAGCCCAAGAUCCCCUGCCCUGUCCUCAAACAUUGCUUCAUAGCUCAGGGUUGAAAAGAAAAACCAACUUUCCAACUCUGUACUCAGAAGGUGGAGAUUUUCUGGUGUGUAUGGAGGGUAUUUUCUUUAAAACAGCAGAUGAAACACAAAGCCUGUUUGUGAUCUGUGAGGUCAGACGUGUGCUGUUGUUACACCAUCCCAACACACAACUGGAAUAAUCCUUUUUCUUGUCCCUCUUCUACCUUGGUUACAUCAUUAUUUUGUAAACGAGUAAAUCAUUGUGAAAAAAAGAAUGCUGGUAGCGUUGUUAUCUAACAGUGAGCAAAUGUGUGUGCUUCACUUGAACUCUGUUUUUGUCAUGUGAUUUUGAGUGAAAGAACAGGAGCAGGCUGGGUAAUUUCUACUUUUGUCAAUAACACUUGGAGUGCUAGUGUGAAGCCACAGAGCGCCGUACUUGAAUUUGAUUUUUUCAUUGUUGCUUAGCAACAUUUUGAGCCCUCAUCUGCAUUGUAAACACGCAUCUGUCCCAGGCUAUAAGGUCAAACACAAGUGUGAGUAUGCUGUGCGAGCUCUUGCUAACAAACUCAGUCCAUCACAGGGAUUACUUGAAUCUGGAUUCCCUCCUUGUGUCCAGCAAAAAGGGGAAACUCUGAAUCAGUUCUCUUUUAAUGAGGCCCAGCAUCCCAGUUUCCCAGUUUCGUUGCUUAGCACACACACGUUUACACAAAGCUGUGUAGAGGUGGCAGUCUGCAGUAAGCUCCCAUGUGUCUCAGUAUUGAGUUUACAUUCAUUAUUCACGUCUCAUUUGCCUCCCAAUCAGUCUGCAAAGUGCAGAUGACAGAGAUCAUGAAGAGGUGUACGAUGGAGUCUGGCUGUAGUUGAUAUUACAGAAAUAAACGGUGUUUUGUUCUGUUUGCCUCACUUUUUUCAAUUAAGAAUAAGAGGUGAAGAAAAUCAAACCCUGUGUCAUAAAUAGGAGUUUUUUUUUCUGCCUCUAGCAGUUCUCUGUAUUUCACACACAUUGAUUGAACUCCACAUAACGAUUUUCCAGCCUCUGUUUUGGAAAAUAAGCUUUGGAUGAGGUGCUGAGUCAUGUAGACCUAUUCCUAGGUGGCACUCUAAUGUGCCAGUACAGAGACUAAAGUGUUGCUGCUUCCAUUAGUUUGCCUCGCUGCCUCCCUUAUACAAGAUAUAAUAACUCUCUGCCAUGUCAGGUUAUUAUGAAAUCAUGGUGGGAGGGUUCAGAUUUGCUGUAGGUAUUUUUUUUUUUCUGUUUUUUUAUCAUGCUAUGUCACUCCUCUGGCAUUAAUACCAUGAAAACUAAGGGCAGGGGAGUGAGCUGCAAGAACAGCUGACUGGCAUUUGUUUGGUAGGUUGUUGUAAGCGGCUGUGGAUUAGCACAUCAGCUCAUUCACUGCCUUGCUUUAAAUCCUAAAGUCUCAUUGUGGCAAGUGGAAAUAGAGAUUAAUGAGGUUUUUCUCUUUUGUUUCAGUCAAAUACUGGCACAGUCAAGACCGUAUGUAGGCCUAUUUUAGGUGAAUUGAUAGUUUUGAUCUGUCUUGCUGUUGCUGCUUCAGUGUUGUGCACCAAUAAUUAUGCCAACUCUUUUUACCUGCCAAUCACAAGCCACAAAUCAGGCAUAAAAUCCAUGUAAUGAUGAGUAUAUUUAGAUGUAGCCAUUCAAUUGAGUUAGUUACCUUUAGUAACCAGCUUUUUGCCUUCAUUUUAUCCAGUAAUAAAAAAACUACUGUGUCAUUUUUUCUGGCUGUACUCGCUGUUCUGGGCCUUGAGCAAACCUGUGAUAAUCUUGUCCCAAAACCAUGUCAUAAGCUCUUGUAUGCCCUGCUCCCCCUGAGCUCCCAAAAUGAGUCUCAAUCCUUUAGUGCAGCGCUGAGCUCCUAAAGCCCCUCAUCUAACCUGCAUCUGAUAAACCUGAAGUGACCAUUAGCCCUAUUAUAGCUGGUUAUAGGAUUCAGGCUUAUUAGCACCAUUAGCUCGCCCCUGAUUGAUGUCCUGGAGUAGAGUCGGGUCGCUGUGGUGUAGGGUCUGCUUUUUUAUUCUUUAUAAUAUUCUCACUUGAAAUAAGUCAAAUCUUUAUGGCCAAAUAGUUCAGUAGCUUUCCAAUUGGCAUACCUAUUUUGUAUCUAUUCAUGGUCCCCAGAUGAUCGUUUCUCAGUACUUCGUUUAGCUCGCAGGUCAAAUCUGUGAUGGGAAAUACUUAUUAACCACUGUGUGAGUAGGCACCAAGAUUAGCGUGUACAUUCAUAGUUACAAGAAGAUGCAUCUUUUGGUGUUUAGUGAGUCCCUGACAUUUCUGCUCGAGUUAACCCUGAGGUUAGCAGACUAACAACCAUUGGACGGAUUAUCAUGGAAUUUAGUGUCUGCAUUUAUGUCCCCCACUAAAUGGAUUGUUGGAUCAGAGGCUCUGGGUCAAAAGCACAAAAGAUUAGGGCUACAAGAAGAGAAAAAAAAUUAUUACAGGAGGGAGAUUUUUUAAAUUUUCAUUUCGAGAUUAAAGUCGAAAUUUCGAGAUUAAAGUCGAGUUUAAAAAAGUCAAUAUUGCAAGUUUAAUCAUUUCGACUUCAAUCUCGAAAGUUCAACUUUAAUCUCAAAGUUUCAAUUUUUGAAUCUCAAAAUUUUGACAUUAUUCAUGACGUUUUGUUAUCUCGAAAUUUUGACUUUUAUCUUGAACUUACAAUUUUUAAUCUUGAGACUCAGACUUUAUUGACAUAAUUUUGUUGGGUUUUUUUUAUCUUAAAAUUUUGAAUUUAAUCUUAAAAUUUAGACUUUAAUCUCCUUCCUGUAAUAAUUUUUUCUCUUCAUGUGGCCCUAAUCCCCUUUCAUAGUUUUCUGGCCAUAGACGCUGAAUACCAGGCAAGUACUUGGUAUUUAGGAUCAUCAUGCAGUAAGAAAUUCACGAUAGACUAAAGCUUUACUUUCCACUUGACCUAAUGUCGAUAUGUGACCAAACACCAGCAAAAUUAAAAUCAUUUCCUUCAGUCAAAGCUGUGGUGCUAAACCAGGUUCAUGUACAUGGUAAACAUUCGCCCCACUUGUAUAUGAGCAAUGAUACCAUUAGCAGGCUAACAUAAGCAUUUUCCUCUCUCUGUCCUGUGCUAAAAUGCAGGGUUUGAGCUCUUAACAUAGCUUUUCACUUUUUCUUCAUUUUUAUAAAUCAAAGUUUACCACUCUUCGAUGUUUGUGCUUUUGGGGCUUUGUUUUUUUUUUCGUUAACAAGGCCUCCAGAAGCCUUAGAAGAGGUCCAACUAAAGAAAUUAUCAAACUGUGCCCCACUUUAGGAAAUCUUUAGAUUUAACUUUUCAGAUUUUGAGCUUUAAAUUCAAUGUUCUUUAGUUAUCUGUCAGGUUUCCAAUAUUUGGUCUUCACAUAUACCCUUUGGGGUCAUCUGGAGCCAAGCUUUGCUUCUGUUUUUGAUGCACGCAACUCAGGGACCCCAAUCUCUGAAACAAUCAACAAUUAAACAUGAAAACAGAGGUAGGAGAGAGGGAGAGAAAAAGAGAGAGAAAGAGAGAGAGAGAGAAAAAAAAAUAAAAGGAAAGGGAAACAAUUCAUCGCAUUGUGUUUGCCGGCACAUGGUUGGACCAGUUUGGGCUGGAUUGCCAGGAAGCAGGAGCUAAAAGGAGGCAGAGGGAGAGAGGUGGCCUAAGAAAUGAUCAGACCUUGAAAGACCUGGUCCCCUCAAUACACAAAGCCUUCAAUCAGGUGUACACAAUACUUACAGCAUGCUGAAGAAGAAAAAAGAUGGGGAAAGCAGUGCGCCCUGUGUGAAAAAGGUAAGAAGUAAAGGAGAGGAUGGAUGAAAUCUGAAGAGAAAAUCAGAUCAGGUACUGGAUCUGUAAGAAAAAGCAAAAAGGUGGAAGUCUCAGGGAACUGUUCCCUUGCUUGUUUAUAAAGGAUGCAGUUCUUGUUCAGUGACAGCUGUACAGUACCAUCGUAGACCUCUGUAUCCUCAUAUUUUUGUUGGUGUUAGCCACGGGGGAAGAUCUGAUAAAUGAUGGAGUGUCCCUGUCAGCAGGAUAAGAAAAAGUUUGAGCUGUUGAUGAUUUUGUGUGUCGAUGUGAAUCCUCGCAGCGAUGACUCAAAUGUGCUUUGUGAUGGAACGGCAGCUUCCUCGUGUGUGUUACUUGCUGAAUGCCUCACAUGUUUUGUGAAUGAAGACACCCACUUACACACACUCACAUACACACACACACACACACACAGGCUCAGCUUUCUGGUAUCUGAUGUGCAGGAUGGCCUCAACUGCCAGGGUUUUCAUUUAGUCAUUUCUCUCUGACAGGAAUCUCAAAAUAUUUGCUGGUGUUGUAGCCAAGGACAGUCUUUGAGCAAGAGCAGUGAUAGAGGAAGGAAAUGAACAAGGAAUGACAUCCGUCCUUCUUUAUUCAUCCAACCUUUUGAAGCUUUUUCUCAACCUCGGUCAGGACACUGUGACAAAGACGACCGUGCACUUUCUCAGUGCACUCGUAAAUGAUCUCUCUGACAUAAGUGUUAGUCAAAAACUUCUGUGUAAUUGAUGGAAACUCAUGCUUCAGUGCAUGCACCACCGCUUGCAUGUGGAGCUCUUGUUUUACGGUUUUAUGAUUGUAAUAAGUCAGCUUUUCCUAAGUAAUGCUCAUACAUGAUGCAGUGAGCCAUGAUUUGAUAUUGGAAUAAAUUAAUAAAGUGAUAUGGCUUAAAACCAAGAUAAAAAAACCUCAUGCCUGCCAACGCUUUAACAGAAACAGGACAAUCUGUCCUCUGUGUCAAGUGUUUGUCUGGCCUUGUAGCCGGUCGAUCAUUGCGUCAUUGUCUCUGUUAUCUUUUAAGAGUCAGGGUGAACUCAAAAGUGGCCCCUCUCCUUAGAGAUGGCAAUGUUUUAGUUAUGUCUAUUCCCUUUAUCAUCAUUUUUAAACGUCUUAUGUUGUUAAGAAUAAGCUCCACUUACGUAAACACUUGAUAUUUAUAUAUCUUGACCGCCUUGGUGGUCAUGCAAAAGUAAUGCACUUUUACAUAGUCCAGCAUGUAUUUUUAAAGAGUUUCAAAAGUUAUUCUGACAUAAAAAACAAUUACAUGUUCUUGUGAUAUUCUUUAAAACAGUUGUACAAUCUGAAUCAGAGUGCUGAUCUCCGACCUUUCUCUGCCCCCUGUUGUCCAGCAGAUCCAGUUUGCAGAUCAAAAGCAGGAGUUCAACAAGCGACCCUCCAAGAUCGGCCGGCGCUCUCUGUCCCGCUCCAUCUCCCAGUCAUCUACAGACAGCUACAGCUCAGGUAAACACACAACUCAUACUUUCAUAGACAUGCUGUGAGUAUAACGUCUGUAAAUGAAUGUUUCUUACCAACACUAUGGGCACAUUUGAGAUUACCACAGACAUAUUUAAAGCAUCAGAAAUGUUUUUUUGAUAAUUACAGGAUAGACAAAGUUUCUUAAAGAAAAAGUGAUGAGGAAAAUAAUGCUUGCGGAGAUUUAGAAAUGGUGUAAUUGCUCAGUUUGUCCAGCAGAGCUCACUUCCUCUCUAUAGUUAACAAUGUUCUCAUAACUCUCAGCACUCUGCAGCACAUGUAGCAGGUGAUCACAGCCAACCUGACCAGCAUGGUUGGAAAUGAAAUAACACUUUAAAAAGUUUAUAUUUAUUUGUAUAUACUUCAAUCUUCCUCUUAAAGUUGAUAAUACAGAAAAAAAGUAUAUAUAUAUAUAUAUAUAUAUAUAUAUAUAUAUAUAUAUAUUAGGCCUGGACGAUAUAGAAAAAAAGCAUAUCGAUAAAAAAUAAAUCAUAUUGAUCGAUAUCGAUAAUUAUCGAUAUAAUUAUUAUAAUUACUUAACAUAUAUUUUAAUUGCAGCCCUGGAUGUUUUAUGCUAUUGCUUAAUGACCUACUUUUAAUAAAGAACACACAAGCACUGAAUUCAAAUUCAAACCUUUAUUCAACCACCUUUUUUAUUUUACCACAACUGAAAGUUUUUUAAAAAAGAACUAAAAAAAGAAAUCAACUUAAGUGGCCUGAGUGACGUCAGUAAAUACUGACAAACAUAAAGACUAAAGUGACCAGAAAAUCUGAUAAAUAAAUAUUUAAAUAGUCUUUUGAUGAAAAUAAACAAAACAAACAAAUAUAUAUAUAAACAGAAUAGCUUUAGGUGGGAAUAGCAUACUACCAGUUUUAACUGUGUGGGAAACUGCCCACAGCCUGGUGUCUGAACACUGAAAUAUUUCUCCCGGGGUCGGGAGAUUUAUUUUAAUUAUCAUGUGAUUGACUUAAUACACAAACUAAGCACGAGAAGCAGGACUUAUCCACGCCGGUGUUGUGUCGUAGAAUGCACCCCUGCCGAAUGCACCCCCUGCUAGUAGCCAUGAUCCAAAUACUCGCGUCUUUGUAAAAUAUGAGCUCAUUUGAACGUAUUUCCUCCGCACCCUUCUCACCUUUUCAACCCCUGACCCAUUUUCAUGCCUGAAGCGCUGUGUUUGAGAAAUACUUGCGGCCGGGCACUUCAUAUCGCGGGUCGAGAGUGCCUAGAAGCUGGUCGAAGCCAGGCUUUUCAACGGUAGUUAUUGGCAGUAUGUCCCUCGCUAUGAAGCAUGUUACUGCAUGGGUGACGUCCUUAUGCCGCUCGGACGCUUUGUCGUAUUUUGACAAGAAACGAAGUCCAGUUUGGUCUGCUUCACAUGCUUUGUGCUGGUGCUGGCAGCGGUUCCAGAGGAUUCCUCCUCCGACGACGACGUGGAGCCGCGGCGCGGCCGACACAGCUCGUACUCCUGCGGGUGCGAUCGGUUUAGAUGGUAAAACAAGUCGGUUGUGUUACCAGACUUGGUUUUUACUACUUCUCUGCAAAUUUUGCAAACGACCGCUGUUCGCUUUUUGUCAGACUUCUAAAAACCAAAACACUGCCAUGCUAGAGAACUACUGAGACCUUUUUUCGGGACAAUGUCCUCCGCUUCUCCUUGCUGUAACAUUUUUUCUAAUACACGUGCUGUCUGUUGUGGUUUGAUAGGGGCUGGGCUUGGUGCCGUAGCGUACCUGGGUCUGCGUUUGUGAUUGGUUGGGAGGAAGUAAUGACUGUAGUAAAAGCUACAUGAUAGGCUAUGAUGAAAAAGAAAGGGAAACUGUGUUUUUCUAUCGAACUUUUUAUCGACCCGUUUUUUUUCUAUCGCACCACACGUCUAUCGAUCGAUAUAUAUUGUUAUCGAAUUAUCGUCCAGCACUAAUAUAUAUAUAUAUAUAAGUCUAAUUUUCCCAACACCGAUUUCUCUAGAAGUAAGCCUUACUGACUGUGUGUGCUUCCUUGUCUGUUCUUCUCACACUCUGGACACUGUGGUUCAUGAGAAACCUCAGGCUCUGUGUUAAAGGAUUAGCUGCUGCUGCUGGUUAAAAGAAGAGGGGGGGGGGGGGGGGGCAGCUGGGAAGUAUUGGGUGUUGUUGAAAUUGAACUGACUCACCUGUUCUCAAGUACAAAGAGACUAAAGACCACUUUAGACCACCACCAUAAAGGGAUACCAAAGAAAUUUCUCUUUUAUGAAGAAAAUGAUAGAAAAAUCCAAUAAUGAGAAUGUCCUGUUUUUAACGACAGCUUUGAAAGCCUCUUAUUCUGAACAGUAACUUCACCUGCAUCUGUAAACUUAUUUCACAUAUAGAGUCUUACAUUUUAUACUUGGUACUGAACUUCCUGACCUUGGUCUGUAGCUUUAAGAUAAAAAAAAAGGAGAACUGCAUCCUCUAUUUCAGUCCGUUUCUAAGGUGAGAAUUGAAUUUGUCCGAGCUUCUCUCUUACACCCCCUCUUCUCCUUUCUUCACUCUCUCUCUGUUCACUUUUCUUUGCCUCUCUUUUUCACCCAUGUCAUGCAGCCAGAUAAGGGCUCAUUAAAUCACCUUCCCUCUCCAGCCUGAAGCUGUCAGAUCAUGACUGAAAUAAUGAUCCGGAGACUUUUUCCACUUACGGAUGAUAAUGAGAGCACUUGGUCCACAUUUAUUUCACUUAGUGGUUUAUGAAGCUCAUUUUUAAUAGUUGUGUUCACUUCACUAGUGAGAGCAGCUAAAUAGAGUGAGACGUGUCACUGCCAAUGAUUUUCAUAUUAUUUCCAGUCACAUACGGAUCCAGUAACUCCACUUGGAGUUUUUAAAAACUUUAUUUUCCUGAUUCCCUGUCCUCUCCUAUACUUCCCUGAACUCCAUGCUGCUUAUUUCACUGAUUGUUGCCACAGUGGAAAGGACACACUCAACUCGCCAGUAAUUUGUUUCCCAAGAUCCAUGUCUCCUUGGUAGCACCUCAGUUAAACUUUUUUUUUGAGAAGAAGAAGAAGAACUUUAUUGAUUUAUUAUCUUAUUUAUUAACUUUACUUUUACAAUAUAAUUAAAACAUUGAACAAUUCUGUUUUUCUUUUACAUGUUCAAUUAGAAACACUACUGUUAAUGAAAAACUGUGUUUUAGUUAAUAUUAUAAUAACUUGUAAUAUAUUUAGGUUUGAAUAGUUGUAGGUUAAUAUAAAACUAAAUGCUGAUUGGAUGACAUUUUUGAAAAGUGAAAACUGAAUUUAAAUGACUUCUUUGUCUUUUGGUAAAUCUGACAAACGUCAAUGUUAGAAAUUUGAGUCCCUUACUGCAAACUUGCGUCUCACUUUUGACUUACUAUGGAGUUUCUAAGCAUGACAUACUGAACUUGUUGUGUACACUACACAGUUUCCUUCUGAAGAACAUGCAAAUGUUGGAUAAUAUGGAAAAGACCCAUUUAUCACUGACCAGAUCACUUUCUCAGGCUUUGUCUCAGGAUCCUUUCCACUCUCAUGACCCCUAACAUCUCCUUUCACCCACACCCUGCCCUCCCUUUACUCCUGUCUAUACGGAUGAUAGAUUUCAAAAGAAUAGUACAUGGAUUACCACCUAUUUUUUAUCCUUUCCCUUCCUGGCAGAGAACAGCAUGUUCUGAAACUUUAUUAUUGUAACAGUUCUGGCAAAGUACUCAGUCCUAUCUGAUACUGAUCCAUGGUCAUUUUGAAAGAGUUGUAGGAGUGAAAUUGGCACCAUGUACCUGCUCAGGAGGACAUUAGAGGGCAGCCCCAGUGUAGUGAGUCAGCCUGAAGCUCAGUAAACACACCGUGCUCGUGCCAGACAUGAAGCAUUUCCUUACUAAGUGUGCUGCUUUAAACUUUAGGCACUAGUUGUUUUUAUCACACAGUGCUUAAAUGAAACCUCAAUUUGAGAUGCUUCUUUUUCAUACUGUUAAAAUCACCCUGGAGUUGCGAACAAAAGAAGCCCAAGAAUGGCGCCUUGAGGAACUCCACCCAUUAUUUUUGUAUGCUCUGUGGUCUAAGUUUUAUCUGUCUAAAACAUGGUCCUGUUUUGAUUUAAAACAGUUACCCACUGAUCCCAUCUGUCUUGCAUUAUUCACAUUUAUUUACAUAUCAAGAUUGAGACUUUUGUAGUUGUCUUGAUUGUCAUUGACCUUCCUCAUCUCAGAAAAGUGGUUGGGUUUUAAGCCUUCCUAGAAAUAAUUGUAAAAUUGUUAGAGGUCAUGAGUCUAUAGCGCAUUUGUAAAGACUAGCUUUGUUUUAAAGUGGAUUGUCUACCGUGGGCCUGUCAGUGUUUGUUUAUGAUUUGCAUUGUUUAUUCAUAUAAUAUGCAGUUUAACACUUUUUUUGGUAAAGCUGACUGUGGAUUAUCAGAGGGGCUUAAGAAGGAUUUUAGAUGUGACACCGUUUUUCCAAGGCUUUGAUUAUGCCCAGAUGCAGCCUUGUUGAGUGGGGGCUCUACCACUUGCUAGAGAAUGACAGUUUUUGAGUACUGAUACUCUGGUGACAGUUGAUAUAACUAUUAAUAUUAACCAAGAGAAUCUACAUAGUUUCAGUUAAUACAGAUGACUGUCUGGGAUCAGACAACAUAUUUAUGUGUCCUGGAAAUGUUCAACAAUACAGUCUAAGAUUAUAACUCUGGCUAAGGAGCAAUACAUCUGAAGCAAAAGAACAGCCUAGAAGUAUGAUACACAGUUGUAGCUUUUCUUGAUGUCUUGCUCAUAUUUUCUCUUCAUUCAAAUCAUUUACCAAAAAAUGUGUUUGAUUCAACUCAGUUGCAGGUACAAACGUCUGGGGCAAGUGCCAGUAAUAUUGCAGACAUCCAUUGUGAGAUUACAUCCCGUCAGGUUUGAGCACAGAGAGAAGAGACUCAGACGAGAGGAAGGAUUAGGACAGCGAUACAUGAGCAUGUUUUCAACAAGCUGACAUUGAGGCUAUGAUGUUUUGUCUUUGUGGCAUCAAGGCUGCUGUGUGUCAGGGUGUAUCAUCUUCGGCUCGGCUGAUAGGUGUCCUAAGCUGAACCAAAAAAAAAAAACGCCCCGUCAGUACAUAACUUCAAAUCUGCUUGGCUUGAGGCUGCCUACCCUAAAAAGAUUCCUGCGUUUGAUCCUUUUCAGACUGCAGAUUUGCAAAGGCAUUUGUUGACUCUCAAGAGCUUGUUGAACCCGUUGAUCCCAGUGUUGACCUGCUGCAGUGAUCUGCUAGCUAAACUUACAGCUCAGUCAUUUUAUUAAACACUUGAGUCAAAUGUUGAAUAUUUUGGGGUUUUGUUGGUUUAUCCAUUGAAAGAUUUCUGUCAAGCAUCCCGAAAGAAGGUUGUUUUUUUUUUGGUCAUGACUUUUAACUCUCUUAGAAGUUAAUUUCAUGACUUGUUCUUGAUGUGAAAUUGUCUUUAAAACAGGUUUUAGCUUUUUUUCAUGGCUAGCAGACCACCCCCUUCCCAUUUUUGACUGAUCCUAUAUUUCUCCACUGUAUAUUGUGAAAUUAUAUGUUUUCAGUCCUGUAAUAAUGACGAAAGAGGGCAAGACAGCAUGUGUCAGGGAUUUUUUGUUUUACAAUUUUUAAAUCGAUUUUUAUGUUCAAAAAUCGUUUUUUUUUUUUUUUUUUUUUGGCUUUGUUUUUUCUCAAAUUUAAGAAUAAAUCUUGAAAACUGACUUACAUGUUAUGGUUAUUUUGGGGGGAAAUAUGGUUCCUGGAAUAGUCAGUAGACAAUCAUAAUCAUUCAACUUAUUCACUGGUGUUAAAAAUGCAGACUAAAAAUCAAGAUCAACAAUAUUGUUAAAUCGCAAUUUCAAAUCGGCAUCCAAAAAAUCAUAGAAGAAUCGAAUCGGGAGAAAAGCAUAUCGUCCCAGCCCUAGAGUAUAGUACUUCUGGCUUUAUGUGAAAAAACUAAUAACUCUUUCUGUCUGUGUGUGUCUUUGUGUGUGUUUCCUACUUUAGCGGCGUCGUACACGGACAGCUCUGAUGAUGAGACGUCUCCUCGGGACAAACAGCAGAAGAACUCAAAGGGCAAUGGAGACUUUUGCAUCAAAAACAUCAAGCAGGCCGACUUUGGACGCAGAGAGAUUGAGAUUGCUGAGCAAGGUAAUCUUGAGGACUGUGACUGUAAUAAGAGGAGUGAACUUGGCUAGUGGUUUUGCAGCCCAGCUGGAUGCCUUUAAAAAUAUUGUAGAAAAAGUAUCCAGGGCAAAGCGACCAAAAUUCAGUUGUAGUCUAUUAAGCGCACAUUAUGAUGGAAAGUGUGUAAGCGCCUCCUCCACACUGCUGGGUGGCCAUAUGUCCCCUGCCACUGUAAGUGAGAAACACCAUUUAAGAACCGACACAUUAACACACAUCUCCACAUCAUUCCUUUAGCACUUCAGAGAACAUACAGAGGGCCUCAGCUGCACCCUGCAGGCUAUGUUCACACACAGACACACACACACACAUACACACAUCACUUAGCAUCGUUUACUCCGUCUGCUGGAUGAGUCAUUAGAUAAACUAGACAAAGUUUUUCGAAGGAUUCAAUGAUGGAUUUUCUUUAACCAUCCAGCUGAUUUCUCUGUCUGUUUUCAGAGAUGCCAGCCCUGAUGGCUCUGAGAAAACGAGCCCAGGGGGAGAAACCCCUCGCUGGUGCUAAGGUGGUGGGCUGCACCCACAUCACUGCCCAGACUGCUGUGAGUCCAGAUGACACACGCACGCACACACGCACCAAACACACAUGCACACAGACAGCACAGAUGUGACGGUUUUCCUCCCCAUCUUGACUCUCCCAUCUUCCCCAGGUGCUGAUGGAGACUCUGUCAGCUCUGGGCGCUCAGUGCAGAUGGGCCGCCUGCAACAUUUACUCCACCCAGAAUGAAGUGGCAGCUGCCCUGGCAGAGGGAGGUGAGGCUGACCUGGGGGCUCUCUUUGUAUCACACCUGCCCUCUUCUUCUCCUUCUUCUUCUCUAAUACCUUUAAGCCUUAGAUGCUCUCUGUUUCACAUCAUGCUCUCCUCCGGCAGAUUAUCUGUUUCCUGCGUCAUGUCUGCCGUGCAUUAAACGCUUCCCUUCCUUUUCAAGGUUUCAGUGUAUUUGCAUGGAAGGGUGAGUCAGAGGACGACUUCUGGUGGUGCAUCGAUCGCUGUGUCAACGUGGAAGGCUGGCAACCAAACAUGGUAACACACCUACGAUCUAAAUAAAGACGACUUAUGCAUGGCGAUUCUUUUUUCAUCCUACAGACCUCUUUUUAGAUCCAAACAUGCUCUUUUGAACAAGCGGUUAGAUCUGUUUGGGAGACAGCCUGCAUUUUGAAGGGGUUGAACAGGUUUAUUAGAUCGUGGUGGAAGGAGAAAAGGAAAAAUCCUCAAAGCCUUGUAAUGCUUUAUCUCAGAUCCUGGAUGAUGGUGGAGACCUGACUCACUGGAUCUACAAAAAAUACCCCAACAUGUUCAAGAAGAUCAAGGGCAUCGUAGAGGAGAGUGUCACUGGUGUGCACAGGUGAGACUCAACCUGCAAACAUGUCAUGUUAUCGUUAUUGUUAAAAAAGAUGUUACUCAAGAUGGUGCAGAUUAAAAAAAAAUCAUUUUACAUGAGCGGCUGCACAAGAAAAUGUCACCACAAAUUUAUAAACCAACAAGCAGAAAUGUGUUUACACGCUUGCACACAGAAUUUGUUGAGCUAACAUCGCCAUCUAGUGGUAGCUGUAAUCAAAUGAAUAAAGUGAUUAAACCAAUGCAGCACUGCUGUAAAUACAAAAGCGUUUUAAUUAGUAGUAAUUUCUAAGUGAUGAUUUAGAAGUGCAGAGCUUACAAAAAUGCUUAGAUAUAUAUAAAAGUGACAAGGGUCAAAGCUGAAGCCUCUCUCUGUAUUUUGUUUGUAUUUUUGUGUACGUGUGUUUAGGUUGUACCAGCUCUCCAAGGCAGGAAAGCUGUGUGUCCCAGCCAUGAACGUCAACGACUCUGUGACCAAGCAGAAGUUUGACAACCUUUACUGCUGCAGAGAGUCCAUCUUAGAUGGGUAUGUGACAGAGCCUUUCUUUUUAAUGAUUACCCUUCUUCUCUGAUAAUUAGUUCAAUACCUUAAUAAGUUUAAGGCUUUUCAUUGAGCAGUUGUGUUUGUGUCCCCAGCCUGAAGAGGACCACUGAUGUCAUGUUUGGAGGCAAACAGGUGGUGGUGUGUGGAUACGGAGAGGUAAGGCUGACAUUUUCAUCGAUUCAUUUAAACUCCCACACAACGCUCACUCACAUCACAGAGCUAAAGUCAGUGUCACUCUGCUGGAACACAGGUCGGGGGAAAUUACAGGAAAAUUACUACGAGCAGAUAAAGAAGGGGAUUUACAAACAGCAAGUGAUUCAAUAAAUUUAAGUCUUUACCAGCCAAAGUUUACAGGAUAUGUUGUAUGUGUUGCAAGUUUUCUCUAAAGCAGUGAUUCAAAACUGAGGUACUUAUGAGGGGUUGGAGGAUUACUAGUCCUGUAACCAAAAAGAAAAAUAUUCAAAGUGUGAUUCGAAUGCAAAAAAACAGGUUAUCAAAUAAACCAGUAUUAUUGUAUUUGAUAUGAGCUUUAGUUGGCCAUCUGCAAAUGUCCAGUUGCAAACCAAAGUGAUCACAAGAUACUGCCAUGACUUAAACUGGAUCAGAACAGUCGCUUCGAACACACUCAGAAAUAUCAUAGGAUCCAGUGGAUGGUCCAUCCAUAUGAUCAUGACUGGAGCAGGAGGGUUGAUAUAUACUAAGGCGUGUUUCUAUUGAAAUGACACCAUACAAAAAGAAAGCUUUGUGGUAUAUUGUCUCUCUGUCUCUUUGUGUGUCUGCUCUCUUCAGGUGGGAAAAGGCUGCUGUGCCGCCCUCAAAGCAAUGGGUUCCAUCGUCUACGUCACAGAGAUCGACCCCAUCUGUGCCUUGCAGGCCUGGUAGGAGGCUGCUUAAUGACUUAUUAGUUUCAUCCCCGGUGCUGACACGGCAUUAGUCUCAUGCUUUUUGUUUGUUCUCUAAAUCGCAGCAUGGACGGCUUCAGGCUGGUGAAACUGAACGAAGUCAUCAGACAAGUCGACAUCGUCAUCACCUGCACAGGUCAGUUCAGACCUCCUCUCGGUCUCAAGUUCUUUCUGUUCAGAAAAGUCUCUUUUUUUAUGAAUUUGGUAAUGAAUGCAGCUGAAGAGUCAUCUCUCAGCAGCUGUACUGAGAUUUGUCCUGUCAGCUUUCGUGCUGUGACAUAAUCCACAACCGACAGUGCAUAAAUAAAUGUAGAAGGUGUAAGACAUGAAAUGGACAGCCAGUCCAACAAUUCUGUCAGUGUUCUUUCAGGAUGACCGAGCAGAUAUUCACUCAUUGUCGUCAGUGUCUGACAGUCGCUAAUCAAGUUCCCAGCUCAGCAGCCAGGGAGUUGUCCUGAACUCUUAAUUGGGGCAGAGAAUUACUAGUCUGUCUGCUUCACUGCAUAAUGCUGCAGGCAGGUCUGAGGCACAGGGCUCUCCUAAGGAUGACCGCAAUUGGACAGAAUAGAUAACAAGAGGAUAAUAAAGUAGAAAGGGGGAUUGGGUUUGUGCAAGAUUUUCCUAAUGAAGUCUCUACGUGCUCUAAAACAAAUAGAAUUUGACAAGCAUUAGCUCUAAUAAGAUCAUGCACUGGUUGCUCCAUUAAGAUUGAUUCAUUAGAGUUCCUGCAGAAGAAUUCUUAAAGCUUGAACUUGUAAAUGAAUGAAACAGUUACACGUUUGGAAAUAUAAAUUAAACACAUAAAUCGUUUCCUUAGCAGAUCAUUUUAAGAAUAGUAUAGAAUAUUCCUUUAUUGGUCCCCCAUGGGGGAAAUUUCUUUGUCACAGCAGCAUCACAGACAAAGAGUGCAAAAAUGCAGUUAUAAAAAUAAAGAUCCUAAUAUUAAGAGCUUAAAUAAAUGUAAUAAUUAAAUUUUGGCUUUUUUGGCUAUCCCCAAGCUUUGCAAAUCCAUUUUUCUACAAACAAGGCCUAACUCACAAAACCAAAACUUACAUCGCUUGAGUGUUUCUGAAACCUGUGUAAAUAAGCCCAACAUGUUUUUGUAUAAUUCAUGCAAAGGGUUAAGUGCAUCACAAACUACACUGCACCACAAAUAGUGUCACUGUGCUCCGGCAUUCACAUCCACAUGCAGUUAGAGUGAAAUUAGGACUGUCCAGAUACGAUAUUGAUAUCGGAUAUUGGUCUUAAAUCAGCCAAAAAACAAGUAUCGGAUUACAUUGGCCUGCAUCUAAAAUCCCCGAUAUCAGCACUCAGAUACAAGCAGUCCAUUGCAAACCCCACUGCAAUGGCGUCUGCAAUGAAGACGUCGGCAAUUCUAGCUAGCAGCGCCUGGAUCCAACACAUAAACAGUGUUUACUAUGGUACAAACAAAGUAGCAAGGAGUAGGCCUGAUGUCGGCUAAGCGGCAGUAUUUUUUGUUGAAGUCCAAAAAAGACAUCGCAGCUGAGUGCAAAACAUGUCAUGCACAAGUUUGUGCCAAUAUCGGUAUCGGACGAUACUGAAGACUACAAUAUCGGUAUCGUUUCGGAAGUAAAAAAAAAGUUGUAUUGGGACACCCCUAAGUGAAAUGUUCACUGUCUGCUGACAGUUUGUGGUCAUUGUGCCUCAAAGUGUUAAACAGAAACUCUUCAGGGAUCAAUGCAACAACACCACCUGUGGAUGAACUAAAAUUGAUUGAUAUUUACGUGAAGCAGAUUGACAAUGACUGACAUUACUAUUUUUACAAUAAUCAGGAGCAAAGCUGUCCUGUGCUGCCUGUGACUAAACUGCACAUACAGUCUGUGCAUCACACAAGAGUGUGGAUUUUUUUCUAAUGAGCAAGCUGUUCCUUGGGUUACUAUGUACAGGAAGUAAGCCGGUUAUGAAGUGACAUUGGUGUCACAUUUGAAGUGAUUUCACGUUGAAAUGGUUAGUAUUUUGAGGAUUCAGCCCUGUCAGCAUAAAAGCGUACAGCUCAGCUCUGAGCAGCAGAGAGCACAAAUGCAAAUUACUCAUCUCACCAUCAGAUGCAAAAAUUAAGCAAACUUCACAGUACUGAAGAAUUUAAUGAUUGUUUUUGUGCUUGAAUAUCAUCAGUACGGUUUGCUUUAUGGGUUGGAUCGUCAGACAGAGCAGAUAGUUGGUGCAAAUUAGUGGCUCUAAUCCAGUCUCAGUUAAUUCCUCUUAUAGACUUUGCGUUGGCCGUCUCCGAGGUAUAUCCACCAACCCGGUUUUACAUUUUUCUUUCUAUAUUUGUUGAAGAUCACCAUCUGUGAUCGAUAAACUCGCUCUCUACCCCUCGCAUAUGUGCUGAGAGCAGCAUCUGACUCAUGCUCUGCAGGUAACCAGAGAGAGAUCAUCAUUUAGACUGACAGCAGUGAGCUUUGUUAGCUGCUUGUGUUUAUUUAGAGGCACUGUAGAAAAAAAACACAAUGUUGGCCACCAGCUAAAGGCACAGCUAUUUUAGUUUGAUCUCAAGCAGCACUUUGUUUUCCAGUGUCUUCAUAAAGAUGGCUUUAACCGGCUUUGAUUCCAACAAGCGGCAGGACUUAAAAGCUUUACACACACAUAUCGAAGAUUGAUGCCAUUUAACUCAAAGCUCUGCCACCAUCCCGUCUCUGUACUUAGAUGUUUACAGUGGGAUAUUGAUGUCGCACAGUGGAACAAUUCAGUCCAACCAUCAGGCCUCUAUUGCGUUCAUAUUGAAUGAGAGAUGUGAAUAUAAGUUUUUUUAAAUUGGUGAUCUGAAAAUGGCUGAAAACAAAGUCAAAUUUGAGAAUAAAGCUCAUGUAUUUAAAGGGGAAUCUGAUCGAUUAUAACAUAGGUAAUAUACAGUAGCCCCCCUGUCCCCACUACCACAGGUACAGUAUCAUUCUGUGUUACUGUAAAGUGACACACGGGCAGGAGCAGCCCUCAUUAAAUCACAUGUUCGCGCUUAAUUAACCGAGCUAAUACAAGAGAUAAAACUUCAUUACAUGGAUACAGAUUCAUGUCUCCUGAUUCCCCACCUCCUGUUCAUUUUCUACUCUUAUUUCACUCGUCAUUUUGCUUCUGUUUUAUAUUGUGCUUUCUUUCUUUCUUUUUAAUCUUCAGCUUCUUUGUCUUCAUCUGUUUUUCUUCUCUCUUUGUCUCCCUCCAUCAGGCAAUAAGAACGUGGUGGUGAGAGAGAACCUGGACCGCAUGAAGAACGGCUGCAUCGUCUGCAAUAUGGGACACUCCAACACUGAGAUCGAUGUGGUCAGUUUACCACCCCCACCUAUCUCUAACACAAGUAACAAAAUGCUACACUAACAAAGGAGGAGGUGCAGUUUAAGUGUCUUACCUUCUCUUUGUUGAAACAGAUCAGUGUAUCACAGAGGAAACCCAGAGACACGAUUAAGUCUCAGAGUAAAAUCAAGACUCAGCCGUUCAUGUUACAGCAUGUUUAAUGUGAAUCUGAACAAUUGCCUCGCAAAGAAAGACUAUUCAGUCGGAGUUGCCAUGGUUACUUAAUGCUUUGUUUAGGUUAGUGGGGUUGCAAGAACGAACCCUUAAAACGCCAAGGGCUGUUUAAAAGCCUAAAGGAGGUAGAGAAGCUUUUACUCCACAGCCGUCAUCGCUGAUUUUUUAAUGAAGGUCGGAUUGAGAGCAGCUUUAAAACACAGUCCAGUUUGGGAAAUGCACAGCAGCAAGUAUCAGGUGAAAGACUUCCUCUUGAUUUCUCUCUACCAAAUAGUGGAGCAGAAGUGCAGGGAAUAAAAAUAAUCCUUGCAUGAAGGGAUUAUUUCAAGAACUCAGAAUGAGUAUUAGAGAAAGGACAAAGUUCAGACGCUAGAAGAAGUUGUGUGACUCACCUCAUCAAGUUCCUCCGUCCUGGACUAGACCAAGCAGACUGAGUCAACUUUUAGCCCCAUGAUGAUACACAGGCAACAAUUCUGCAGAAGUGAAAUAUCGAAAAAGAGGAUAAGAGAAAAAAAAACCUCUAACAAUAGAUCAUGUCUGUUGAUGUCAUCCUGUAGGCGAGCCUGCGGACUCCUGAGCUGACCUGGGAGAGAGUUCGCUCUCAGGUUGACCACGUCAUCUGGCCAGACGGAAAGAGGAUAGUGCUGCUGGCUGAGGUACACACACACACACACACACACACACCAACACACACUCUUGGACAAAACAUGUCAGAAGAACCAAUUUCAAUUCCUUGUUGGACAUGAGUCAUUAUUUGGAGUUGAAGUCUUGAAGAAAAUCUUUAGUUCAGCGUCUUUUUCAGCCCAUGAUCGCAGUGACACAGUGAAGUUAUACCUCAGUAAUGCACAUGAAUUAACUCUUUAAAAACCCAACAGGUGCACCACAGAGCAAGAGUAGAGCGUAAACCAGGUCUGUGAAGCCUAAAGUCAGUGUUUGUCACAAAGCUGACUCUCUGUAAACCAGGCCAGAUUACUAUAGUAAUGGGGUCUGUAACGGGGGAACCUAGUUGGACUGGAUUAUAAUAAUAAUAAUUCAUUUUAUUUGUACAGUGCUUUUAAAAACCCUCAAAGACGCUUUACAUAGAACAUAAAACCCAAGAUAAUAAAACAGAGAAAUGAAAACAGUAAAAUAAAACAGUUAAAUUUUAAAAGCAAUUUUAUAUAAGUGAUUUUUUUAAAGGGAUUUGAAAGUAGUGGGGUCAGGGCAGUGUCUGAUGGAGGGUGGUAGGGAGUUCCAGAGGGUAGGGGCAGCUGUGGAGAAUGCCCGAUCCCCCAGGUUCGGUGCUUUGGCCGUGAUUUUGGGGUGAGGAGAAGGGCAAAGUUGUGUCUUAGAUUUAUCUGAAAAGCACCAUCGUUCCCUGUGAUGCAGACUAAACAAACGCUGUGCCUUCCGUUAGUGGUAAUAGUUCCUGUUUGUUUUAAUUUUAAGCUUUUUGCAUCAGGUAAGAAUCUAACUUUGAAUUUCAGCACCAAAUCAAUGAGUCAAUCUAACUUCUAUUUGGUGUUAUGAAAAAGUUAUUUCCAUGUGUUUUGAUGAAGUAAAAGUCUCAUCCUAAAUAGUUUACGCCAAGAGUGGUUAUGUGUUUUUGCUGCUGUAACAACAGGCAGAGGUGAACUGUGUCAGAGUCCUUUCUUUUGUGGAUUAAUUUGAUAUGAUGUGUGCGAUUGUUAAUCUUUGGCUCAGUUUUGUGUUAUUUCGAAUCAAUAAUCCCUGUUUAUGGGCUUUGGCCAACCAGAAUCAAGUGUUUGGUACUUAAAGGUAAUGAGCAUGAAAGCUAAGUGAUAAUGAUGCCUCUUAGUCUCUUAUUGUUGAGCUACUCAAAGAAAGACGGGUUAUAUUAAACUGGCUUCUGCCCUCACUUAUAGAAAAUACAGUAUAAUCAAUUUCCAGCAUGCAGGCACACGCACAGCCAGAAACAGAAGCAUCGCAGGUUAAGACUUGGUUUGUGUGCGUAUGUGUGAAGAGUCGUGAAGACUUAACACUUACUGACAGGACCGGAUAGAAAGGCCUGACAGCCCCAUCAACGCCUGCGCCUCUGCUGCUGUUUGAUCUGAAGAAGAUUCACCCAAUCUCACCCCUUCCUCCACCAUCAUCACUCACACAAGUCAAAAUCCAGCUGUGUCCCCAAAAAAGUGAUUUCUUCAGAGAAAAACAAAUAUUCCAACUGCAUCAUUCAGUAUCUCUGAGGUGAAGUGAGUUUACAAAACUGACGGGCUUGAAAAAAGGAUUCAUUUUUAUUUCUGUCUUUAUUUACAGGAUAAACUCUUCACACAUUUACUCAUACAAAUUCAGUCAAACUGAACCAUUUUUUUCUUUUUAAUUCAUCUUGAGAGAAGUAAAAGAUUGGAUUAGGAAUUUUAUCUGCAACACUUGUGGUCUUCCAAUUACCCUCACUGCAAUGCAGCACCUCAGACAGCAGCAAGAGUUCACAGUCAGCAUGAAGAUGAGAGACGCAAAUAAGACUCCGAAAAGCUUCUGAGAGGACUUUCUUGCUUGUUAUGCAACAGAAUGAAUUAAUACUGAUGCCUCUAUGUGACCCCAGAAAAAAUAAGACCUUCAGUGCUUUAUUUUAAGAACGUUUUUAACCUCCUCCACUGGACAAGUGUCAAAUGUGGUGAGCUACAGUGACGAAAAUGCUCCUUAUACACUCCAAUAUGCUUCACACUUGAGUUUCAUAAUGUGGAACUUGGUGUUUUUUAAGACUUGAAUCAUCUCAGUCAAACAGCACAUCCUGACACUCUUUUCCCCCUUACUGCAAAGUGUAUAUUUUUACCAGCUCUACUCUUACCUCGUAUUGUUUUUGCCCUCCAGGGUCGUCUGCUCAAUCUCAGCUGUUCCACUGUGCCCACUUUUGUGCUCUCCAUUACUGCCACAACCCAGGUACAACAAAGAAUCAGUGUAUUUACAAUACUUACAUGAUCAGCAUGUGUGUGUUUCACACAUACUUUGUAUGACGGACAAAGUUGUGUGUGUUUAUGUGGGUAAAAUGUGUGUGUUUUCCCUAGGCGCUGGCGCUGAUAGAGCUGUACAACGCCCCAGAGGGACGCUACAAACAGGAUGUUUACCUGCUGCCCAAGAAGAUGGGUGAGAUAUCUGUCCUAUUAAAAUGGGAUCAAACUCAAACAGAGACAACUUCAUGCAAGAUCAAACCUUCAUAACUGAAGUUUCAGCCCGCUAUAACGCGGGGAAUAGGGAUAAAAAUAUAAGCCGGCUUGGUACUUAAGUUGCCACCAAGCAAAGUGAUUGACAGGAAGUAAUUACAGAGUUUGUUGUUGCCCCAGCAGAGGGCCUGCAGGCAUAUUACAUAUACUUCCACUGACAACACACUUAUGCUAUCAUCUAUUCAGUGCAGGGUCGUCUCCCUGGAUAGCAGAUCAUUCACAGUAGAAUAAGUAAAGUGCGUCUGUGCUUAUACUGCCUCUGUGCAAGCUUGUCUACUCCGUAGCCAGUCACAUAUCUCAGUUUUUCCCCUCAGUCUGAGAGAGCAGAGCACGUACUUAGACAAGAUAAACAGAGAGCCAAAUGUAGGUCACACUGUCAGUGAUGGCUGCUGCUGCCACAGCACAUGCUGACAGGAAGAUGAUGAAGUCAGAGGAGGAAGGAAAGGCUGAGAUAAGGAGAGAAAGACACAGAAUGAUGAGGAGAGGAAGCAGAGGAGGAAGAGAUGGAUGAAGAUAAGGAAAGAGUGAAAGACGGCGUACUCUGGAUCUCUGCUUAUUCUCUUCCCUUUCUCAUUUGAAAGAUUAAUCAGCCACAGAUGUCUGCUGAAUGCUAACAUGUCCCUUCUCUCUCUCUCUCCUGUCCUCCAGAUGAGUAUGUGGCCAGCCUACAUCUCCCUACAUUCGAUGCACACCUCACAGAGCUGAGUGAUGAGCAGGCCAAGUAUCUGGGCUUGAACAAGAAUGGGCCCUUUAAGCCAAACUACUAUAGGUAUGAAGACACUUACUCUGAGCGCUCUUUCUUUGUCUUGUUUAGUGGUUAAGAUGAUGAUCCUGAUUUAAACAGGUUCAAGGUUCAGGUUUUAUAAUUUGCAGGUUCAUGUUAUUUAAAUUACUACUUUUUCAAGAUAUCAAAAAACCUAAUUCAGUGGUUAUUGCUCUCUUGGUUUAUAUUUUGUUUCUACAGUCCCAAUGCCAUAAAAGUAAGAUGUGUUAAAAAAAGUUUUUGGUGGUUUGCAAAUCAUUUAAACCCUUAAACUAACUGGAAAUAGAGCAAAGACGACAUAUCAAACAUGAAAACUGACAAAUUUUAAAUUUUUGAUUUGAAUAAUACUUUGAAAAAAGGUCAUGGCCAAUGAAACGCCAACAAAAAGAUGAAUUUGUACGAGGUAUAGAAGAGCACUCCAGAGGGGCUAAGUUUCUCAGAAGUGUUUCACCUCUCUGUGAGAGCAAAUAGUUUGACAGUUUCAGAGUGUUCCUCAGAGUAAAAUUGAAAAAAAUUGGGGGAUGUCAUCAUCUACAAUAGAUAUUAUCGGAGAAAUCUCUAUGCAGAAAGGACAAGGCUGAAAAUCACUACUUGAUGGCCUGCAGCUGUAUGAGCUUCAAAUCAUUUCAAAGACCAUUGUCAGCGCACUCAGUUCAUCAAUACAUCCACAGAUGCAGGUUUAAACUGUGCCAUGCAGAGAGACAAACAUAUGAUCCAUGAAUUGCGGCUGUAACCGGAGUCCAAGUGGGAAACUGCCCUGUGGUCUUUUGAGUUAAAAUGAUGCCAUGGAGGAACCUUCCUUCUUGUUAUCAGAACACAGUUUAAAAGCCUGUGCCUGUGAUGGUUUAGAGACCCAUUAACGCCCGUGGCAUGGAUACUUUACUAAUCCCUAGGAGGACAUCAUUAAUAUUUAAGUUUGAAGCAACAUAUUCUACCUUAAAGAUAAUACCUUUUAUCAGGAGACACCUUCAUAUUUCAGUGACCCGAAGCCAAAACACAUUUUGCAUGUAACAGCAUGGAUCAGUAGUAGAAGAGUCCUGCUGCUGAACCCGCCCAGCCAGUCCUGACCUAUAAAUCCAGAUACUGUUGUCCUUGUUUUUUUUUUUCAAAAACAAAGAAGAAAGGUGAAGUAACAUAAAGUUCAACAGCCCCCUGUCCCAACUUAGUUAUAAAAAAAAUCAAGUUGUUCAGUUUCAUUAUGUGAUUUGUUGUCAAAGCAGUGUUCUCUAUUGAGUCUCGGGUUUCAGUGAUUUGUGAGCCAUCAAACUCAACAUGUGACGCCGUUUUCAGACCUUUUUAACAGAAUUGGUUUCAACACGUGGAACAUUUAUUUUGGUUUAGUUAGAAUUCAAGCAUUAAAAGUAUCAGGCUGGUUUGGGAGAAGGUUGUUGUUUUGGCUACAGCAGCUCAGUUACAUAUCACGUUUAUUUCACUUAUUAAUCUACUGCAGAGUUCCCUGGAUCGAAUUUCUUAUUGUGUUGAGUUUUAAAACGAGCGACAAACAACGUGCACAAUGAAGAAGCAAUUCAUAAAAAACGUGUGAGUGUUUUGCAAAUCUAGGGUUUCUGUCCAGCAUGAAAACCAAAAACCUGCUUUAGUUAGGUCACUCCCAUCAGCAUUGGCAGCACUCUGUGUUGGCAUGCUAAACUGCAACGCUGUAGAAGAUCAAUAUUUACCUGCUUAUCAACGGCCUUCUAGCAUUGUCAUUGUUAGCACUGACAGCAUUUUGCUGCUAACAUGGCUGUAGACUCACAUAGUCUGAGUCUUACUCUAUAAAGUUGUGAGGAGUAACGUUUUUGAUUCGUUUGCUGCAACCAUCCGAAUGUUCAUGCUUGUUCUGUUUCUUCUCUUAAAGGUAUUAA